Molecule: messenger RNA, 48832 nt
Organism: Xyrichtys novacula (pearly razorfish)
Lineage: Eukaryota; Metazoa; Chordata; Actinopteri; Labriformes; Labridae
Source: the annotation of a GenBank genome assembly
AUGAACUUGACCGUGGUAACAGCUUCACUUCUCUGCAGCCUCGGUAAGUAUUAAAUCAUUUAUAACAUCUCAUAUUAUUAUUAGCAUUUGUGGGCCUUAUCUGCAGUAUAUUCUAUUCUUACAUGCUAACUUGCAUAAAAAGAUGUAUUCUGACAUUAUGUUUGUUUCAGGCUGGCUCUCUGUCUCAGGCUCUGAGUCUCAGACUGUGGAGGUCCAGUCUGGUGAAGAUGCCACUCUGACCUGCCCCAACAUGACAAACAAAGACGGUGUCCGAUUCUGGGUCAGACUUAUCAAGAGAUCACAGAUCAGCUGUAUUGCUGUUCAGAUAAAGUCUGUAAAAAAUCCAGAUUUUUGUGAUGGAUACGCUUAUGGAAAAUUUAGCAUGUGGUCCAAUAUCUCAACAGUCUUUCUUAAAAUCGCAUCAGUGGAUUUGUUCGACUCUGGACUUUAUUUCUGUGGAAUUUAUGAAGACGCACGUCCAGCUUUCAAUCUGAUAAAUCUGAAGGUCCAAAGUAAGAUUUUCUUGAUUUAUCUUCCCAUUGUCUGACUGCAGUGCCUUCUUGUGCACAUUUUUGUAAAAGUUGUCUUUAUAUAAAAUCUUCCAUGUAUCAGAGUGGCUUUUAAUGGUUCAAAAAGGGUUCUUUCACAUCAUUGACAGGCCUCAACGAGGUGCGUGAUGACAGCAAGAGUACAAGUAAGAAUAUUUUAACUACUUAUUUCAUUGUGCCGAUGUCUGUCGUCUUUAAAUAUUGUUUAAAGUCCUACAAUGAAGUCUGGAUAGAGAAAAUAAUGUUCCUUUCAUAGAGAUGUGUGAUAGAACAACCACAAUGGCUAGUGUGAUCCUGGGUGGUGUGUGUGCUGUCCUCAUGAUGGUCAUCAUCGGUCUGUUUGUUAAAAACAGGAAACUUCAGACAGGUACAUGAAGCCACUCAUUGAUGGUUUUGAUUUCUGUUGGAAACCCUUUUUAAAAUCUUCAAAUGACAAUAUCUUACUGACUUACCAGAUUUUUUUUUUUUUUUUUGCACUCAACAAAGACGAAAAUCCAAGACAGAGUGAGGUAAAUCUAUUUCUAUAUUUACUUGUUAAAAAUUGUUGAAAGGAAAUACAUUUUACUCACUGGUGCCAGACUGAGCUUACUAUACUUGUGUUAAUGCUAACUGUGCCUCCUUAUUUACUAUUUAUGAAAAUAUGACAAAAUAAAGAGAGUCUACGUGUCUUCAAACUAAGUGUGUGGUCUGAUUUAUCAAUAUUAAGUGUCUGAAUAUCAAUAUUGUUGUGGUACCUGCCUUAAUAGCCAAUAAUGUUGACUCCUAGUGAGUUUUAAUGACCAUAUCAAAGUGUAAAAUCUCUGUCUCUUUUUUUCAGAGUGUGGUCUCCACUGAUCUGAACUACGCAACGGUAGCAUUUCGACCCAAGACAAGAAGAAGAGAGCCGGAGCCAAACGUCACUUACGCUGCCACCAGAUAGAAAGAGAAGGCAACUGGAAAUUAACUUUGUAUCUUACGAUUUUGCUGUACUUUGCGUUUCUAUAUAACUUGAAUCUGGAACAAGAGCUGAUGAAGACCCAAUAAAUCACAUAUCCCAUUGUCUAUUAUAUUUUAAAUCAAAUAAAAACCAUUGAUUAAGUGUUUUAUGAAUUGGAUUCCAUUAAGGUGAAUGGCUUUCAGUGUUUCCUAAAAUCAGAGAUGACAAUCUGCAGCAGCCAAAGAGGGGUUAAAGAGCAUACCACUUCCUCAAAGAAAAAAAAAAAAAAAAACAGCAGUGUGGUUUUAGAGUGGCUGAAUUUAAAAAAUAAACUCACAGCCUGGCAGACCAUAGCCUUUGAAAAACAAACAGCCAGAAACAUUUAAGUACUCAUCCAGGAUAUUCCUCUUAAGGUUCAUAAUGAGGUCACAUACACUGUUGGAAUGAACAUUUGACCUGUAGAAAUAGAUUCAGUUCACAACACGUGGCAGAUAUCUAUACAAGAAAAACUGGAGGUUAAAAAUAAACACAGACUAUUAGAAGUCACAAUCUUAUGUGUGACUGAAAAGGCCAUAAACCACAGAGCUCAGAAGUUCUUGGUUCAUCCUAAGCAGGGGAUAAUGACGUUCCAUGGUUUUCAAAGGGAAUGUCAGAUUUGGAUUAAUUAGACCACUAGACAGUUUUCCACCAUGGUAUUUCUUGAUCAUGUUCAAAUGUGGCUUCCUCUUGGUAUGAGUCAGAUUAAACCUACAUUUGUGUAGGCAGAGACAAGCUGUGUUCACACGUAAUGCUUCUGGGAAAUGAUGAUAUGUUGCACUAAUAGGAAAUAAAGAAUAUCUAAAAACUUUUUGUUUGUUUGUUUGUUUACUUUAGAGAGUGAACACAGCCAAAUAGCCCUUUGCAAUCAGCUGUGUUCAAUACAAAAUGGACAACUAGCCCAUCCUCACAGCAAGGAAUUUUGGGCGUCUGUAAGUCCUUCUUCCUCAAAAAUUAGUCACACACUAAAGGGUUAUUUACAAGAGUAGCGCGGUGGAAGUCCCAGAUGUGAAAAAAAUAUGUGAAAUGGUACACGUCUUGUCCGUUUCUCUCAUCACCAACCCCCCCCCCCCCCCCCCCACACACACACACACACACACACACACACCUUUUUGUUCCACUGAGGUAAAAAAAAAAAAAGUAUCUCAGUUCAAGAGAUCACCACAGGAUGACUGGCCUUCAGCUCUCAGUCUCAGCACAGAAACCACAAGCUGCAAAAGCUGUGGCUCUGUCACAUUGAGGCACUUUUUUUUUCCUCUCAAGCAUAGAUUAGAGGCUCACCAGCUAAAAAUCUCCUUUUUGUCUUAUCAUAUGCAUGAAACUUCACACACUUACACAGUAGUCCAUAAUCAACUAGAUGUGUGGUCUCCACUGAUCUGAACUACGCAGCGGUAGCAUUUCAACCCAAGACAAGAAGAAGAGAGCCGGAGCCAAACGUCACUUACGCUGCCACCAGAUAGAAAGAGAAGGCAACUGGAAAUUAACUUUGUAUCUUACGAUUUUGCUGUACUUUGCGUUUCUAUAUAACUUGAAUCUGGAACAAGAGCUGAUGAAGACCUAAUACAUCACAUAUCCCAUUGUCUAUUAUGUUUUAAAUCAAAUACAAACCUGUUAUUAAGUGUUUUAUGAAUUGCAUUCCCUCAAGGUGAAUGGCUUUCAGUGUUUCCUGAAAUAAGAGAUGACAAACAAUCUGCAGCAGCCAAAGAGGGGUUAAAGAGCAUACCACUUCCUCAAAGAAAAAAAAAACAGCAGUGUGGUUUUAGAGUGGCUGAAUUUCAAAAUAAAUUCAUAGCCUGGCAGACCAUAACCUUUGAAAAACAAACAGCCAGAAACAGUUAAGUAGGGAAGGCCAGGGCUUGGCGUCACACUUUUUACACUCUUAUAUAUUGCUUGGAUUAAAUACAUCAUAUAUAAACAAAAUGUGUACCAGAUGAAAAACCAAAGUCUCAUGUAUAUAUUUCGUAUUCAUGUCAUUUUCAUAUCUUUUGUCAGUACAGAGUUAUAAGCAAUCAAAUAGAGAGUGUGAACAUGCGACAUGUUGCCACACCAUCGGGCAAGUUGUCUCACUCCAUGUAGUAAGAUGUCUAAGUGGAUUUUGCAGCUAAUAAAACAAGGAUAAAAUUAUUUCUGUUUGCAUUUUUUCAGUUGAAAGUGAACAUCAAAGUCAGGCACAGAAAAUGUUUAUCAUUGAGUUAGAAAACGUCAUUGAACAUAGCCAUACAAGAAACAUUAACAAAAUAUUAUGCAACAUGCUCUGGAGUUUGGAGAGUUGUCUGACUCUGUUCUUCGGCCGGGAUGAAUAUUUUGCAGUACCGAGCCAAGGUAUGGUAGUUGACAUUAAAGUCCUUUAUUGUACUCCAGAUUGAGUUAUAAGCUUGGGUGACCUGCCUGACUGCCUGACUCAGCAUCACGUUCAGGCACUGCACUGUCACGUUCAGUUUUUUCUUUAGAUUCCUGACUACGGGGUCUAUUUUCGCACAGCAAGUUUGGUACUUUGGUAGACUGAGAAGUACCGAGGUCUGCCAAGCUGGGCGUGGUGGCGUGGUAGGAGGAGGUGCCGACAGAAUCAGCUGGCGCAAUGACAUUUUUGUGACCACUGGCUGCAUGAAAAGUGCGCUGAAAGCUCACCGAUUUAAAGCUGGUCAGCUUUCAGCACAGGCGGAGGGCAGCUGGUCUAGUGGUAUUUUGGUAGACUGGUGGCGUGGCGCGUACACGUCACCAAUGCUUCACCGGCAGGGUUCCACAGUGUCAGGCACAUUUCAGUGCAAUAAAUAAUCAUAAAACCAAUAUUCAGUGCAACUAUCUGGAUCAGCAGAAACAUGUAGAUCUAUAUCGAUAUACACUUGAGGCCACAAUUAUUAGCCCCCCUAUGAAAUUUUAAGUUUUUUCCCAAAAUUUUCCAAGUACUGUUAAACAGAUUAAUGAUUUUUUUACGCAGCUUUUCCAAAUAUCCUAGUUUUGUUUUGGAUCCUUACAUUAUUUUACUUUGCACACAGAAACAAAAUUAUUUCACAAAAAAAAAACUACCAGGGUCAAAAUUAUUAGCCCCCUGAAGAAUUGACGUUUUUAUUAAGCCAAAACAAAAACCACUGUUGUGCAAUCAUGUGCUUUCACUUUCAAGUGCUCACAGCUUGUCAUCAAUCAAUCAAUUAAGUGAAAACAAAGGGUUGUCCUACACUUUACACACAGUAUAAAAACCUAGUUACGCAUUUGAGCUGUCACCUGAGAAGGCAUCAUGGCAAAUACAAAAGAUUUCAGUUUAGAUGAGGAAAAGAAUUGAUGCUCACAAAGCAUUUUCAAAUAUGGCUUACUCUUUGUAUGAGUCAGAUUCAACCUACAUUUGUGUAGGCAGAGACAAGCUGCGUUCACAGAUAAUGCUUUUGGGAAACGAUUUGAGCCCAAGCAAUGAGUUCCACUACAGAGCCAUGUCUGUUUUUGAUGAAGUGCCACCUGACGGGUAAAGAUCAUGGUAUUAUGCUCAUGUCAAUGACAAGAUCCUUUUACCUGUUCACGCAGUCUCUCACAAGUGGGGGACCUCUUUUUCUCUGUACUUUUGGGAGACUUUGUUUAUUAUAUUUCCAGACGAAUCUGAAAAUAUGUAUUUGAUAAACCUUUCUUAAAAAAGUGAAUAAACUGAUGUAACUGGUCUGUGAUAAUAAAAAUGCAGGCGUUGGCUGAAAGAGUAAUGUGUCGCCAGGCUAGAUGGCACCACAACAACCACUUGUCAGUACGCAGCCAUGUUACAGUAUUUCCAAAUGAUCUGGAGUUGAACUGAUAUGAUGAAAAAAUGACUUGCUUUAUUGGACAAUGAUCAGUCAUAUAUUGUUUGUUUUACCUAGGUGGCCAAGUACAGAGUGAAGAGCAGAAAGAGGUAAAUGAAAUUUAACCAAUAUCUUAUGUGUCUGAUCAUAUGUAGACACCACAUGAACACUGACUUUUCACAGACUGAGGCCUCCAAUGAUGUGAUUUAAUCAGCUGUAACCCAUGGAAGGAGAAGAGAGCAGGAGUCAAAUGUGGUUUAUGCUAACAUCAGAUAGAGAGAAGAGGUUCCUGUAGCUUAGGAUUUUAGUGCUGGUUGGUUAGGUAACAAUCACUCUUGUUGGGGAAGAAAAUAAAAAAAAAAAAUUUUCUAAUCAAUAAAGCUUUCUUUCUCAAACUGCCCUUCUGGACUCUUUUAUAUUAGAUGGUAUAUGGGGGAAAUUAAAAGAAGAGGACUACUGUUAUGGUCUCUAGUAGGGUUCAAAUGGAAAUUUACAGCAGUAGACGAGUGGUUAAAGUUCAUACCGUGGUCAGGAAAAAACAGCACAGUUUGGUUUUAUCUGAAACUGAAGGGCGUUAUCUGUGGCCCAGAGGAUCAAAGGUGUCAAAAAAUAACAGCUAAGAGAGUAUUCAGUACUUGCCAAGGACAUUCAAAGCCUCUUCAGUUGAGUGUGUGCUCACAAAGUCUCAAGACACACUUACUAUAAUGCUUUAGAAAAAGAUUGAGGCUCCGAUAUAUUGGAGCCUAGUUGGUUAACACUGAAACUUCGCCACACCAUGGAGCGUGAUCCUGCUAUGUUCUCUCCUUGUUUGUGCAGAAGAAACCAUAGUGACUGAAUCUGGGCAUAUCAAAUUUGAGUUGAAGCUGGUAAUGUUGUGCAGCAGUGGAUCAUGCUUUUAUUAUUGCAGAGCAGAAAAGAUGAGUGAUGUCUGGCUAAUCACAGGGCUUGUGGUCUGCAUUGAGUCGAAGGCGUCAGCUAUACACAUAGGCUUCAGCGCAGGAUACAGGGCAAGAGCAUAAACCAGAUUUAAAAAGGACAAACACCAGCAGUGAACAACAGGUUUAAGUGGAGGGGAGAAGUCGGUGUCUUUACUUUCAGGAAGAGACAGUACCGUGUGGUAAUUCAAAGCUCAGUAAAAAUAAAGUGUGAAAUGAUACUGUGAGAUGCUGGUUGCUGAUAAAUCUCAUUUAACUUUGUAUUCUACAUUCAGCAUUAUGUGGAUCAGCAAAACUCUGCAUCUUUGACCACUUUUUAAAGUUUGUGCACAAAGCGGGCACAUUGUCUGCAGCAUCACUUGUUUGUCAGGAAGAGACAGCACAGUGUGGUCUGAAGGAAAAAAAAAAAAAACAACACCAUCAGUGCUACAAGCAUUAGCUCAGGAUCCCAGCAGAAUGGUGAGUCGUCUGUGUUUGACGAGGAAAAGCCAUGAUGCAUCAAGUUUUCAUGAAGGCAGCAGUUAAUCCCCUGAAGAAAAAGUAUAGCUGUUCACACAGCUGACAAAGAGCAGAAUCCAAGACAGAGUGAAGUCAACUUAUUUAUUGUUGUAAACUUGAGACUUCUGUGUGACGGUAGAUACUAUAAAGCCUCUUAACCAUAGACUGUAUAUAGAAUGGACGCUGUCUGCCUCCUCACUGGGUGAAGCCACCGCAAGAACAGCACCCUCUGGUGACGGGCUGCAGUAUAGGUCAUAAAUCCUGCCUCUGGCAGCAAUCCCUAUAGAGCUGUGGACAAACUUUCAAAAUUGAUUACAAAGAAUAUCAUUUCUCUCUCCCUGGUUGCAAUGUUGAUGUGUAGUUAUUGUAAGACUGUUUUGUGCUCAAGUCCUCUUUUUUCUGUGCAGCUCCAUUUUUAAAAGUUAUUAGGGGUUCAUGUUUUCUAUAUGAUUGACAUUUGAUACAGCCUAUGGGCGUAUGAAGAUUGCGUAGCUUACCCGGGGAUACGCUGUUUGAGACGAGCAUCAUCACAACAACUCUCUGAGACUCUCCCUCUGAAUACGUACAAUAGUGCUGCGCAAGUGGUGGUUCCAGGAAGUGGAAAAAAUCCUGUAAAUACCAAGAGCAAUUUGGUAUUUACAGGAAUUUUGGGAGGCAUCCCGGCCCAUUGCUGCAGGGGGCGCCGUCACAGGGACCACAAGCCCGGCAGACAGGAGGCUCCACACCAAGGUGUAGAGCUCUCUGGUUCCACCCUGGCCAGAGCUGUCCCCAGAACGGCGCCCCCACCAACAGACCAGAACCCGCUCCCGGUGAAGCAGCCCCCAGGAGGAAACACUGGAAAAACUGAGGGACUAAAAGAACAAGAUAAGACAUGAAAGUAUAGAAACUAAAACUGAAGGAAUAAAACUGUAAUCGCUAAGACAGACCCAGUAAAUAAUGUAAGAUAAAAUUAUUUUGUGCACUGUAAAACACGCCAGACUAAAAAUAAUAAUAAUAAUAUUGAUCGAUUGAAGUAUAAAAUAGAACGGAAAUAAAAAGUGUUAGAUAGUGUAACAAUAAGAGUGAGCAUAAAAGGGAUUAAAAGAGUUAAACUAGUCAGUUAAAAGCCUGAUUAAAAAGAUGAGUCUUUAGCCUCUUUUUAAAAACAUCAACAUUCUCUGCAGCCCUGAGGCUCUCCGGGAGGCUGUUCCAUAAUCGGGGGCCAUAAUAACUGAAUGCCGCCGCCCCGUAUGUCUUGGUUCUUACUUGUGGGAUUUUUAAGAGACCAGCUCCAGAGGACCUCAGGGUCCGUGAGGGCUGAUAAGGUAAAAGUAUCUCGGAUAAAUAAAACGGCCCAAGACCAUUAAGACACUUAAAAAUUAGGAGGAGAACCUUAAAAUCGAUCCUGAAGCGGACAGGGAGCCAAUGCAGCGAUUUUAAGACAGGAGUAAUGUGCUCCCGCCCUCUGGUCCCCGUCAGCACCCGUGCGGCUGAGUUUUGUAAUAAUUGUAGGUUUUGCAUGUUCUUUUUGGGAAGACCAGUUAGCAGGGCAAUACAAUAAUCCAAACGACACGAGAUAAAAGCAUGCAUCAGCACCUCCGUGCUGGCCUAAGAGAGAAACGGGCGGACUCUUGCUAUAUUCUUAAGAUGGUAGAAACCUAUCUUUGUUAUGUUUUUUAAUGUGUAAUAAACGUGAGCUUGGAGUCAAAAAUUAUGCCCAGAUUUUUUACAGAUUUUGAAGGUUUAAAAUCCUGUAACUUUGGUAAAAGUUUCUCUCUCUGGCCUUCAGGACCAGUGACUAAAACCUCUGUUUUGAGUUAAAUACAGUUAAAAAGGGCAUCAAUUGGCCUUUGUUAUCAGGAGACACGGCGAUGUACAGUUGCGUAUCAUCAGCAUAGCUAUGGAACCUGAUGCCGUGCCUCCAGAUGACAUCCCCAAGGGGUAACAUGUAGAGGUUGAACAGAGUUGGACCUAGAAUUGACCCUUGGGGAACCCCACACUCUAUUUUAUGGGUCCUUGAGGAACAUGUAUCCAUACUUAUAAAGAAAUUUCGAUCAGUCAGGUAGGACGUGAACCACUUAAGAACAGUACCAGUACCAAACGUGAUGGUCUACUGUAUCGAAGGCGGCUGUUACAUCCAGCAGAACCAACACUGUGAGUUUGUGGUUAUCUAAGUCACAUCUGAUGUCAUUUAAAAUCUUCAGAAGUGCUGUCUCUGUGCUGUGGUUCCUCCUAAAGCCAGACUGAUGGGUCUCUAAAAUAUGUUUUGAGUUUAAAAAAUCAUUUACAUGGUUAAAAACAAGUUUUUCUAGAACUUUACCUAAAAAUGGUAGGUUGGAUACAGGCUGGUAGUUAUUUAAAACAUUGGGAUCUCAAUCACUCUUCUUCAGAAGGGGCUUCACCAUCACCGUUUUAAAGGCGGUGGGGAAGACACCCGUCUGAAGAGAGCAAUUCACCAAACACAACAGCUGUUCCUCGAAGAAUCCAUAGUUUUUUAAAAAACGGUGUGGGAAUUGGGUCUAAAAGGCAGGUUGGGGCCUUUACCUGGGAGAAAACCAAGUGUCCUCACAUCAACCAGGGCAAAACUUUCCAGUGUUUCCUUGGGAAAACUCGGUGACCCGGGUGUUAAAAGCUGUUGGGAUAAAAGACUGGAUCGAAUGUCAUUUAUUUUUCUUCUGAAGUGGUCUGCAAAAUCCUCACAAAGGGCAUUAUCCGGUGGUAUGGAGGAUCUUUUAAAAUUUUUGUUUGUUAAAAGGUCUAUUGUGGACAAAAGGAAUCUGGGAUUAUUUUUAUGGUUAUGGAUUAGAUUUUGGAAAUGGGAGAUUCUUGCUUGUUUGAUUGCAAUAUUGUAAAUUUUAAGAAGCUGGUGUAAUAUUUCAUAAUCCACUGUCAGCUUUGAUUUCCUCCAUCUCCUUUCAGCACUCCUGCAUUCCCUUUUCAAUGUUUUAAUGUCAUCAGUUCUCCACAGGGAUGUAGGUUUUGAUUUAAUUGUUUUUAUAAAAAGUGGAGCCACUGAGUCCAGUGCUGACUGGACUCAGUGGCUCCACUGAGUCCAGUCAGCACUGGAGUUCUCUGUAAGAUCUGGAUAAAAUUUGCAGCCACUUCAGAAGUUAGGUAACGUUUCCUCACUGUUCUCACCGGGGCCUCCCUCUGAUUAAAACUGGUGAUUGUAAAAAAGACACAAAAAUGGUCAGACACAGCCAGGUCCACAACAGAGGGCGCUCCAAUGGACAGACCAUAAGAUAUGACCAAGUCCAAGGUGCGCCCCCUGCUGUGGGUCGGCUGUGUGACAUGUUGGUUGAAAUCAAGGCAGUGUAAAAGGUUUAAAAAUUCUCUGGACAUUGGGUCUGAGGAGAUGUCCACAUGUAGAUUAAAAUCACCAGUUAUUAAAAUCCUGUUAAAAGUGGCAUAAAUAAUUGAUAAAAGCUCUGAAAAUUCCCGAAUAAAAGAAGUGGAAUACUGGGGAGGUCGGUAGACAGUUAUACAGAGGAUAGGUGGGCUGCUAAAAACGAAGGUAUGGUACUCAAAUGAUGAGUAGCUGUUAAAAAUGACUUCAUUUGUAUGCAUGUUGCACUUUGUAAUUGAGGCAGUACCACCCCCUCUUCUGCACCCCCUAGUUGAAAAUAAAAAGUUAAAAUUUGGUGGGGAAGCCUCGUGAGAACAACAGGUGCAUCAGUGCCAAGCCAUGUCUCUGUAAGGAGAAUGCUGUCCAGGUUAUUGUCCGUAAUUAUGUCAUUGAUAAUAAAAGAUUUGUUUAAAAGAGAGUGCACGUUCAGCACAGCCAUUUUAAUUCCUGUGCUGAAGGUGCGCUCAGUGCGUUUUUCUAAGGGAACAUUAAAAACACAUUUUGGUCUAAAAGCAGUCCUCCUCUUCCUCAGUAGUCUAUGUGUGGUUAUGGUUGUGAUGGUGUAAAUAUUGUCCUGUGCCACUGAGGGCACAGAGGGAGGGGCGUGUAUAGUGUCAGUAGGGAGUGGUGAAGGUGAGUGUAAAUGAGGUGCAGAGGGCAUGUGUGCAGACAGUCAGGAGGUGGUUGUGCAGGACCGGAGCGUCAAUAUUUACUGAUAAAAGCCUUGACCCCUCCUGGUUCGGGUGAAGGCUGUCUGAUUUAAAAAGGUGGGGUCUGUUUAAAAAAGCAAUAACAUUGUCCACAUAUGGGAUACUUCUCCCCAGACAGAAGCCCUUGAGCCACAGGUGCAGCUGGCGGAGGCGACUGGUGGUGACAUCGCCAUAACGCGGCGGGGGAAGUGGGCCGGAUAUUACAAGUCACUUCCCUGUAUCCAGCAUGUGGUCCACCAUGGAUAUGAAGUCGCGCUUGAGGGUCUCAGACUGCUGGUCUUUGAUAUCGCCGAUCCCGGCAUCCAGAACCAGCGUAGAGGCUGAGCUGUGCUGAGCACACAUCUCGAGGACAGAGGACUCAACCUCCUUGAUGCAGGCACCAAGGCGGCAGAAGGUCCACCGUGUACCUUCACAUGCCUGACCAUCGAGGUCCCAACGACCAGCACGGAGGGGGAGCGCUGCUCCGCCGGCUGCCGGGAGUUGCGCCGCUGGGAGUUGCGCCGUUGGUGGGAUGGGACCGGGGGUUGGCGGCAUCAGGCCGCGGUUGUUCCCGGCCCAGAUGGAGAGGAGGGGCCAGGCUGAACACACAGCCCCCGGCUCCUAGGCUGAUGAGAACCACAGCCAGCUGGGUAGACAGGACCCGGCGGCGAGCUGGGCCGCGUUUCCCCCACGGGGGGGAAAUCCUGCAGGCUGAGGGCUUAGUACCUGUCAGACAGCUGGAGUUCACAGGUGAGCUGCGGGCUGGUUCUGUGUAACCCUUCUGCUACCUGCCACAGACUGCCAGGGCUGAUGCCGCGGAGUAGAGCUGAGUGCUCUGUGCCUCGGGUUUGGUGUAAAAUCCAGUGCUGUAACAGGCAGGAGGUUGGGCUUAGCACCCAGCGAGUGCCAGUGGUCGUCGCGUUGACCGGGGGACCUGCGCCCAGUGUGGUCACAGAGUCUAGGAGUUUUUCCUCAUCCCGGAUCCAAUAAAGGUUGGAAAUAAGGCGCUCCAGUUCAACAAUUGACUGAGAUUGUUGUAGGCAAUCAUCGCACCUGUAUGGAGGGGUAGGUGGAGCUGCGGUGGAGGCAGUCAUAGCGCUUCACCAAGCGAAAUGAGCUAACAGGCAGCCCAGCAGGCAACGGGGUAAAACUCUUAAAAUCCCCGUCCGAUUGUUGAAAUCGUUGCUCUGAUGAAGAGUGUACUCUGAUUGGCCUCUGGCCUCUGAUUAUUAUGGCUAGUUAGUAAGACUUAAGAUAUCCUUUGUUAAGAAGAAAUACUAAAUAUCCUCUGUAUGUCCUAAACUGUAUUUUUUUCAGCUUAGGACAGAGUUCCAUUCAGUAAAUGAUUACUAUCAGUGGUUCAGCAGUUGAGGAGUGGUUCAAGAGCACACAGCGUUUUCAGCACAGUGUGGUUUUAAAAGAGCAAAACUUAAAAAUAAACUAUGGCCUGGCAGAUUAAAGGUUACUGAAAACAACAGCUACAAGAAACUAUUUCACACUAACCCAAGAUAUCCAAAACCUACUCAGCUUGUGGACAUAAAAGUCACAUGUAUUGUUGUUCAAUAAUAUAUGACUGAAUAGUUAAAAUGUAAAAAUCAUAUCCAUUUAAAUUCCAGCUGUAAAUUCAGGUCAGUGGAUGUGGAUUAAGAGAGAUAAUGUCAGAACAUCUGACCUUAAACCAAUGACCUGAGGAGUGGACCAGAGGUGUAUUUCAUUGGUGUUGGACUGGCUGGCAGGUGGAUACUAAAGCUGUAGCUUAAGAAGAAGAAUAAGAAGAACUUUAAUGAUCCCCAAAGGGAAAUUUAAUAAAGUAAAAGAGUAAGGUAAAGAGGAAAGUAAGAAAGUAAGUAAAGAGAAAUGUGUUUACAGUAAAAAUCAAAAGCAUUGACUCAGAGCAGACUAACAACUUUAACUCCAGUGAAAAGAAGACAAGAGUGUCACAGGGUCAACUCAUGACAAAUUCUCAGCAAAGAUGCUCUUUGAAAAUAGUGGACAUCAGGGUGGAGCCUUGACUUUUCACAUAAGGUACAUUUUUCUGAAAUAUCUGACUUUAACCAUUAGAAAAACAGAAACUUAAGAGUAAAGCUCAUCUUAAUUAUCCUCUGCUGUUCAAUUAGUCUGUAUAAAUGCAAUAAAAAAACAACUUAAAAACUCUUAAAUUUUCACAGAAAGAAAGCAGUCAGUGAGAGCUGAAGGAUCAGCACAAUGUGAUCUGAGGUGGCAAACAGCCAGAAGUUUGUGACCCACCAACCCAGACAAGGAAACAACAGCAGGCUGUUGGUCUGUUAAGCCUGUUUGUUGAAAAUUGCUUGUCUUUCUUCUGUUGUCACAGUAAGAAUUUAAAAAUGACAAUAAAUUCUUUGAGGAGAAAACACUUCCUACAUUCAUGGUUAGAGUCAACUCUUCCUGUUCAGAAAGCUGUGAUUCAGAUGGCACUAACUGCAGUCUUGGACCCCAUACCACCUCUGUGUGUUGUUUGGCAGCCUAGAAUUCUGUUCUUAUGACUACCUCUGCAUCUAAGCAAAAUAACACAUUAAUCCCUCAUAUUAUUAUCUAUUUUAUUCUACCUGGGAAAAAUUCCUUUGACCUUAACUUCAGCAACAUAGACUGUAUAUACUGUGGACAGCUUGGCUCUGCCAUCAUUAUACAAAUUUGAAGCCGAAUUGCUCUCAGUAUUUCCAGGAUUUUCUUCACUUCCUGGAACCACCACUUGCGCAGUAGCAUUGUAAGCAGAGUCACCGAGAGUCACUGAGAGUUGCCGAGAGGUAUAGAAUAACCGACUGCAAAGCACUCCUUCUCCUUUUCUCCUGACAUACGUAGAUCACCCAUUCUUGAGAGUCGGGACAAAACAUGUCCUACAUAGAAAAGUCUAAUUUAUUCAAAACAAUUAAGAAAUUCCAAAUGUUUGACAUACUCAAAAAGUUAAAUCUAACAGAUUUGUGCAUCCCAAUCCUAUUUUUUAGCACAGAUAUUUACUUUUCUGGGGGAUAUUUGUUUAAAUGAAUCGUCUGUGGUUAGAAGGUCCAUGUUAUUGCUUGUGUCCUCAGCAAGAGGUAACAACAUUGACCAGCCCCAAAAAACUUUAAAAAACUCUAUAAUUGUGAAAACAUAUUCAUCAAAUAAAAAUUCAGGACUAUAAAUAUAUAAAACAAUGCAUGGCCUGAACAUCAAAUAACUUUUUGCCUAAAAAUCUGCCUAUCAAAGUUGUGUCCUCAGUUUCUGUCAACUCCAUCAGAUUAUUCUAUAAACCUCAUUAUAUCAUGCAAUAUCAUAGUCAGAUAAUUCCCUGAGCACCCCUUUUCAUUUCCUGCUUCUGGUGAAUGUAACACCACCACACAUGGUCUGGUAAGUUUUACAGUUUUUGAUAUUUUAGACAAACAAUGUCAAUAUUUGUAUGGUCACAGCUGGACCAUGUCAACACCGUCUCUCCGUUAUUAUACUUUUUUUUAAACCAUAGUGAGUUCAAUUAAAGUAUUAUAGUGAGAUUAUCAGGACAGCUAGCAACUGCCAAAAAAGUAGCUAGCUGCACUGUACAAUAAAUGUUUUGGAGGGAAAAUACAUGCCCUUAUGUCAACUCCGUCAGACAUCAACUCCGUCAGAUUUUGUGUCUGACGGAGUUGACAUGUAAGCUGAUGGAGUUGACAAAUCCACCUAUAACCUCUUAAUGUGCUGACAUUAUGCUAUUAUUGAACAUGGUUAAGGAAAACAAUGUUAUUCCAGGGUCUUAUCUGCACAUAAAAGUACAUACAGUAUAUAGCAUAUAUUACAUUAUUUUACCAUAUACUUCUGACUUGUAGAGUAGACCAUGGGCAGGCUGUGUGCUUAAUUAUAACUUUAAAACUUUCCCAACACACACACACACACACACACACACACACACACCUUAUAUCAUUGAUUGAUUGAUUAAUGUACAUUCGUAAAGGUGCAGUGUGUAGUUUUCACUACCGAAAAUCUACACACUGGCUUCUUAUAGAGUGCACAAGAAGUUCUAUGUUGCUCUUUUAAACCCCAGUGUAGGUGGGAUACCAGUUAGAAGAAAAAGGUUAUUGUUUUUAUAUUGUUAACUUGGACCAUCAGACCUUGGGCUCUAUUUUCGUGUCCGCCGGCGACAUGGCGGAGGGUGGCGAACCCCGCGCAGUGGCAUUUUUUGUCUGUCAGAGCUUGGCGUACAGCCAGUUUGGUAUUUUCUUGGACUGAGGUGCACGGAGGUCCGCCAAGCUGGGCGUGGAUGUGUGGCAGGGUGAGGUGUCCACAGAAUCAGCUGGCGCAGUGACAUUUUCGUGCUCGCUGCCAGCGUGUAAAGGGCGCUGAAAGCUUGCCGAUUCAAACCUGGUCAGCUUUCAGCGCAGGUGGAGCCGGAUAGGCUAGUGGUAUUUUGGGAGACCAGCGGCAUAUCGGCCUGACGAGUAGGUUUCCACAGUGUCAGGAACAUUUCCGUGCAAUAAAUAAUCAAUCACAACUAAUAAUCUGAGUUAGCACGUACAUUUAGAUCUAUAUAGAUAUAUUCUGAUCUAUAUCUGAUCUGAUGAGCGCAUUUGGCACGCGUUUGGACACACAACCUGACCGAAUCAACAAAGCUGAAACCACAUUAAAUUAAUUAUCUAGUAAAUAGACACACAUGAUGAAGUUAACAAGAUAUUUAAUUUGUCUCCCCCCAUUUUUAUCUUCCUCUUUCUCUUAUUUCUUGCGCAGCUCGACCUGGACACGUCUCCGUGUCCUCUCUACGUCCUGCUGCAGCUGCUGAUGCGGCGGCUGAACAGAUGAUUUGUUUCAGUGAUCAGAUGAGUUUUUUACUUUAAGCGGAUAUACGGAUAUUAUAAUAUUCAGUUUUGUGAGCCAGGCCACGGAGCGCAAUUUACACACAGAUGGUUUUGAAUUUAAUGCCAUUAUUGGAAUUUAUGUUGUGAUCUCUGUGCACAACCCACCUUUGUCACGUGAGGUUUGAAUAUGUGCAACUUUAUGUGAGUGUCUUUAUUUGUGGAAAGGGUGUUUGUCUUACAAGUGGGUCCAACAUUACACACACCAAAUCCAUCUGUGCUCCUAUGAGACAGUGUGAAGGACGCCCUGUGCAGCGUUUACAGUGACACUUGUUGAGGGGCUGCCUUCUGUCGCCAUUGUGUGGCAUUACUGUCUUCAGACAUCUCUUGAUCUCUUUGACUACUUCACGAAAAUAGUAAUACGCCUCGCCAGUGGCAGAUUUAAGGGGUUUUCUGUGGGUUUUAUGAAGGAGGACGUCCAGCAUUCAGUCUGAUUCAUCUAAAGGUCAAAGGUGAGAUCGAUUCAAUCCUUUUUUUGCAGUAAUUUGUUCUUUUUUUUAAUGGGUAAAUGUCUGGAACCAACAUCAAUAAAACAGGUGACACUUUUGGUUCAAUUAAAUAAAACCAAAGUUGUUGUUUGUUUGUUUGUUUGUUUUCUAACAGGCAGCAGUGGGGCUCAUGAUGACGAAGUGUGGACUAGUAUGAUUUUUUAUACGAGAUAAUAAUGUUUGAGGGGUUUUUCUGUAGAGGAGACAGAUACAGCAGCUGCAUCAAUGAGUGUGAUUCUGGGUGUUGUGACUGUUCUCCUCUUAAUCAUCAACAUCAGUUUGGCUGUUUCUGUGAGGAAACUUCAGACAGGUAUACUACAGGCCAAAAAUUUGGAAGCAAGAUCAGAUUUGUACAAAAAGAGAUCAUAGUUUCAUAUAUGUAAUUUGCAACACGAUAAACAUGACUAUUGUGUAAAGAGUAACUUAUCAGAAGACAUUUUGACUAUUAGGUAUUUGAGUUAUUGUUGCUUUGACAACAGCUUGGCAUAUACCAGGCAUUCGUCCCACAAGUUUUUUAAGGUAUGUUCCAGGGAUUUCAUUCCAACAUUUCUUAAGUUCAUUAAAAAGAGACUGCUGAUUCAUGGGAUGCGUUUGUCUGACCAAUCAAUGCAAUUCAUCCCGCACGAGCUCAAUUGGAGAAAGGUCUGGAGACUGAGGGGGCCAAACCAUCUUUUGAAGACAGGUAACCCAGACAGAGCCUGACAGAGUGCUUAGGGUCAUUGUCUUGCUGCAAAACAAACUUAUGAGCCACAAGUCUGAGUCCAGAUGGAACAGCAUGGUGCUGGAGGGUGGAGUGGUACUGUUCCUUCUUCAUGAUACCCUUUACUUCAAACAAAUCUCCUACUCCAUCACCUGCAAAACAUCCACAUACCAUGGAACUACCACCUCCAUGCUGAAUUGUGGGUGUAACACAUGGUGCUUUCAGACGCUCACCAGUUUGUCUGCAGACAUAGACUCUGCGUUUUGAACCAAACAGUGCAAACUUCCUUUCAUCAGUCCAGAGAACUUGUUUCCAGUCAUCAUAGGUCCAAUUAUUUUUUUUUUUUUUGCAGAUACACAACCCUUCAGACCAGCCUUUCUCAAAUGUCAUUUCACGGUUGUCAGAGAUAUGGGCUUCGACCUUGUCAUGUUGAUUUCCUCCCUUAUUUUUGGUGCUGUCUUUUGUCGAUCUCUCUUACUGGUGACAAUGAUAUGUUUAUCCUCUGCUUUUGUAGUAACUCUCUUUCUUCCAGGUCUUUUUCUACCAUCAUAACCUCCAGGUUCCUCUAGUCUCUUCAGAGUGUAGUGGACUCCUUCGUUAAACACCUUUAGGCGUUUUGCAGUUUCUCUUUCUGUGUAUCCUUCUUUCCUCAAUGUACAAAUCUGUACUUUUGUUUCUUUACUCAGUUGCUUCUUUCUAGCCAUUUUUGCAGUAGUUUGAACACAGUUGAGAUUUAUUAGGAUUUUUGUAUGCAGACUCUCAAAAGCCAAAAAGUUGAAGUGAAUAAUCCAACUGUGAUUUGUUUUUUUGCUUUUGCACUGAAGUUGUGACUCUUGCAAAUGUUUUCAGCCCUAAAACUAAGCCCUUAUUAUCUUUUGCUGACAUAUAUUUAGCAAUGGUCUGUUAACAUCAAUGUAUAUCUAAAGGUAAAUGGAGUAAAAUGGUGCAUUUCCAUGAAAGCAACAUCUGAUCAUGGAAUAAAUACAUCCCAAAAUACAUGCAACUCAUACUGGAUUUUAAAAAAAGUAUUGUGAACAAAAACUUGACGUUAGUCCCAACUGUUCAGCCAUUUUGCCUUGCUUCCAAACUUUUGGCCUGUAGUGUACUUCCGAACUUAGCUUGUGUCCAGUGUUGCGGGAAAUUCUGCCUUAAACACAGCCAGUAUGACGAUUACCUUCAAAGGUCCUAAGUUGACUGAUUUGACUUGUCUCAUUCUUUAGCUGCUGAGGAAGAGGAGGACUCUCAGCAGUAUGAGGUAAAUCAAGAUAAUUGUUAACUUAGAACAAUUAACUUUGUCAGUGAUGUUCAAAUCAUUUUAGACAUUUCAGUUUUUUUUUCAGCUUGCAGAACCCCGGCCCGCGGCAGCCCGUCCGCCGGCUCGGAGUUGUCGGCCAGGACAAGCGGCAUCAGGGCCACCCCGGCCCCCGGCCCCCGGCCCCCGGCCCCACACCAGCACCAGCACCAGCGCGCCGACAAGCGGUGGAGCGUCCACCAGCCGCAGCGCUUCUGCUGGACCACCCGAACACAGUGGAAGGGUCCUCACGCAGGCCUUGAGUGUCUGGUGGAAAAAAUAAAUUAAUUUGGCUCAUUGAACUGUGUAUUCACUUCUUACCCAUUCACACUGUGGCAAUGAGAUUCUUCCGCGCGAGGACCCCCCCCCCCCCCCCCCCACACACACACACACACACACACACACACACAUUAGCUUCUUAAAGGGGGAGAAAAUUAUUUCAUAUUUUAACAAAAACACGAGUAUUGGAUCAUGAAAACAUGUGAGCAUCAAACUUAGGUUUUGUUUUUAUGUGUCUCAAAAAUGCACAAACAGAGGUGUACUUGGGUGUAUAAACAGUAGAGUUAGCUGUCAUGGUAGAGAACAUUGUCUUUUGGGGACAGCAAAUAUUACAAAUCAGAGGGUGAUUGUUUUCGACUUAUCUGAAUAGCCUGAAUUAAAUUAUUAAAGGCACACGUUUUUGAAUGCAUCCAACGGUAAGGAAAACUUGAAAUAUUUAGCCUUUUUAAGUACUUUCAACCGCGCUACCGUUAGGGGUGCAUUCUUCGGCAGGGGUGCAUUCUACGGCACAACACCGGCAGGGAUCAGCUUGCAUCCCUCCGUCUGCUGCUGGUUCGUCAUGUGGGGCGACGUGCUGCUCGGCCACGGGGAUGUGGUGCACGCUUGUCACAUAGUGAGUCACCAAACACCGCCACACAGCGUCGGCAAAGUGCCGUCAACGCAAGUAACGGCUCAACGCCAACUUCUACACCACCUCCUCACUUUGCGUGGAUUUGCGCUGGAACCAACGCUCAUGUCACGAUGAUAAAUCUAGACGUGUGCGCCGAUCUUGGCGAACGCAAGGUUCUCUGGCGCCGCCAGCGUUGAUACAUGAGGCCCCUGAUCACAGAGACACGUGGAGACUCAUGUUUUUUACACCGGUUGAAAAAAGAUUUGGGGUGUUUCAAAGUAGAACUGAAGAUUUUACAUGUUGCAUGUUACUUAUGUGUCAUUCUCAUCUCUUCACUUCAGAUAGAGUCUCAGGGUGUGACAAAGCUGUGGCCUUAACCUCUUGAUGCACAAGUCCUUCAAAUGUGCAUUUUCUUAGCGUCCAUCAGGGGGAACUCUACUGGCUAUAACCAGAAGUGUGUUAUCACCGACUUGAUUUAAUAAAGAAAUAAAUCUCCACAUGUUGAUUAGUUUAAGUCUUUUUACUAGAGCAUAAUGUCCUUUUUAAUUGUAUGUGCCAGAUUUGAAAUAAGUUUCAACCACAGCCCCUGAGCAGCAUCUCAUCCUAUUUUUAAUCUUGGGUUUUCAUCUUGAUAUAAUUUCUUUGCUGAUUUAGCUGCUAAAUUCCAAACAACACCUGUCACCUAUCUAAAGCAGUGAUUCAUGUAUUGAAAACAGCUUUAAAGAAAUAAUCAUUCUUCCUAUGGGCUGUCUUGUUUACUUUUUGAAUCAUAAAGAAAUAUCAGUGUUAACCUCAGUCUGUUUAUCAGCGAGCUAAAAUCUCUCACAGGAGCUUUAAAAGCUGCUUCUUAGCACAACUUUCCAUUUCUGUUGCUUUGAAUGACUGAUUCAUCUCAUACUGCUAAAUCAUGUUAUUUGUUUGAUAUGUUGGAUGAAUGAGUUUAAUGCAUUUCUUUUUGCUCACUGUAUGUGUUUCAAGACAAUAAAACAAGUUCAAGAAUAAAAGGACAACUAUUGAAUUCAUGUUGCUUGACAGAAAGUCAGGGGGUUUGGACUCUGGUGACGGAUCUAAGCAGCCGAAAAAUCCCCCCUUGAAGUCCUGACACUGAUGGAUGCUGCUGACUUGGUUGGACCACAUGCAUGAGGAAUGUAAAAUGCAAAGACCAAGUGAAGAUAAGAAGUGAGCUAGUGAUGUGGUGCUUUUAAUAGGGUAACUGAUUCAAAGAGCUGUCUCCAAAGUGGCUGGUUCUUUUUUAAAGCAAAGUCACAAAUAUAGAUAAUGCUUGGCAGAAAGCAUGAUUUUAAAAAAACGUCUGUUUGCAGAUGUCACUUCAGAAAUAGAAAUAACUGCUGCAAGGCAUCAUACCUGACCUCAAAAUGCUGAACUGAUACUGACAGAAAUUUGGUGUGCAAUGCAUCAUCUGUUCUUUCACACCUCAUGCACUUGUCAGUAAGCCUCUGCUAAAGUUCAUGUUCGUGGAAAAGAUUUAAAAAAGGUGUAAUCUAACUCAAAGUUAAGAGAGCAGAUUGUGGUUGCUCCUCAGACCAACAAAAACCUGUUGGUCUGGUCAUUUGAUCUGAACUUGAGAUAGCCGAAUGCUUGUGACUGUACUUCUUUUCUCUGUUUCUCAUGUUGAGAGUUGUGAGAACUCCACGCCUCAUUUCUUUUGAUUUCCCGUUUUUUCUUUAGUGUCCAGUUCAAACUUUCUGACAAAUCAGAGUUUCAGACGUGCACACAGAGAUGAGCUCAUCCUUGCUAAUAGCUUUUCUUCUCUACAGUCUCAGUAAUUUGUAAAUUAUUUACAGGAUCGUUGAUAUGAAGAUGAUUGAAUGCCUUAAUUGCAACAUUUUUACCUCCUUCUCACUUGCUAACUUAAAUGAGGAGAUGUGUUUUAUUAUCAUGUUACUUGCUAAGAAGUUGAUAUCUUGGUUUGUCAUCUGUUUGUUUCAGACUGGCUCUCUGUGUCAGGCUCUGAGUCUCAGACUGUAGAGGUCCAGGCUGGUGAAGACGUCACUCUGAUGUGCAUGAACAUGAGCAAAACUGAUGUUGAAACAUUCUGGUUCAGAGCUGUCAAGAGAACAAAGAUCAGCUGUAUCUCUGUUUUGUUACUGUCUUCCAAAGAAACAAAGUUUUGUGAUGGACACAAUCAAAGUAAAUUUAUUAUGUGGUCCAACAUCUCAACUCUGUUCCUCAAAAUCAAGUCCGUAGGACUGGAUGACUCUGGACUUUAUUUCUUUCAUUCAUUAGCUUUGUAUGUACUUAUUAACUGUGUAUUGUUUUUGCUUUUUGCUUUUACUGUAAAGCGCUUUGUGACCUUUGUCUGUGAAAGGCGCUGUAUAAAUAAAGUUUACUUACUUACUUACAAUGUCCAUCUUUCAGUCUGAUUCAUCUAGAGGUCAAUGGUAAGGUGUUUUGUAUCUUUUUCUGUAUUUUAUCUCAUUAAUUCAUGGUUAUUGUUGUGUAACAAUAUCUGUAAACAUCUUGAAACAACAUCUUCCAUGUAAUUAGUGGCUUUUACAUUUUCGAUUUGAAUCACUUGGAAUGCAAUGAAGGUUUCUCUCUUUCUUAAAAGGGCAGGGAUGAGACUUAUGAAGACGACGCGGGCAGCGAGAUGUUUUUUUUAAGUUUGUUUUAUGUAGCUUCUUAAAACAACAUCCCUGUGUAAUAUGAGGAUUUUAUAUUUUAGAUAUGACUCAUUUAAAAUGAAUCAGGACCUAAGGUUUUUCCAUAUUUGAAAUGCAGGAGAUUCAAUUCGGCAUAAAAAGAAGGCAUGGGCUUCAAGAUUUUAAGUAAGAUCUUUCUCAGGACUUCUUUGGUUGAGACUUCUAUUUGUUUAAAGGGGACCUGCCAAAUUUCAUACCCAUUUUUAUCAUUUUUUCAUAAUCCUUCAUGUCCUCUGAUCAUGUUUGCAACAUAAUUUUAGCGGAAAAGUUAUUUGAUGGUUUGUUUUAGUAUGCCUAAAAAACCUUACAGGAAAACCAACUGAUUUUGGCUCAUUAACAUUUAUGGUAAUGAACUUUGCUCUGAUUGGAUCGCUGCUGUGAAGCCUGCUGUGCUCUGAUUGGCUCAGCAGUGGAGGUUGGGAUUUCGGUUUAUCCAUUUUGCUAAUGUGUGCUAAAGUAAGGUGCCCAGAUGUCUGUAAUGAUGUCCGGGGAUAUUUGGUGCGGCGGCGGUGGCGGGGAGGGUGCAGAGGGUGCAGGGGCUGCAGGGGCUGUGUGAUCACAGACAAAAUCUCGGUACUAUUUAGUAGCAGUGCAUGCCCCUUGUAAUAACCCCCGUAAGAACUGUUGUUCAGGACUGCUUACUUGUGCUUCCUACCCAUUCGGCUACUGUAAUAACCAUUGUUCGAGCCCACAGGCAACAUUUUUGCUCUCAUUCAUGAAACGCUUAAAUCGGGGACAUUUUCAGGGACAGCUUUUGCCGGGGACAGGUCAUCCAAUACGGGGACUGUCCCUGGAAAUCAGGGACGUCUGGUCACCUUAUGCUAAAGGCUAAAAAUGGCAGGUAUUAAACCAUAUAUUUUAGACCCUGAGUCUGAAGAGGAGUGGAAGUUGAAGAAGAAGCCGGAGAUCUCCAGCGGUGUUUUCGCAUUCAUUCUGCCCAGCUUUAAGUUCAUUUUCACGGCAGUGAACCCAAGGAAACACCGGUCGUUUGGAAGAGACCCAUAGCGGUUACAGUGGUAGCUGGGUCUCACUCUGGCUGGAGAGUGAUGUUGACUGAGAAUGAGCACGAGAAUGAGAGAGUGGGCGCGGCUUUUGCGCUUUCAUACUUUUAAAGUCUUUUAAGAUAGCAGAAUCAUUUCAAAUCAGUUUAUUUUAUUUUUCUCACUCAAUCAUCUGUUUAUUGUGUUUGUCCCUACAGAAUGAUUCAUGUAAAAUGCAGCACUGAAGGAAAGGACCAGACCAGAGAGAGAAAGAGAUUCAUGUUAUUACACAGCUGCUGAGUAGACUCAACCUGUUUCAGGAUUCAACUGAUGCUUUUAUCAAGUAUUAUGUAGUCUAUGUCCCAUUUGUUAUUUUCCAUAUAUACAUGUGUACAUAUAUCACAGUAUAUAGCAGUUGUUCCUGCUCACAGCUAGUUUAGAUCAAAUUUAACUUAUUAUGUUGUGACAGGAAUCAGUGGAAGUGGAUAGUAGACUGAUCUUGUCCAAGCAACCUCAUUAUUUUAUAUAACACAUAUUACAUAUAAUUCUUUACUUUCCAAUCAGAGGUUUUUUAGCUCAUACAGACGACAAGUGUACCUAAGACUGUCUGGCUGUUCAUAAUAUGUCAGCCACUUUGACUUUUUGUAAAUAUGUUUACAUGUUCAAAAUAAAAGAACAAUAACAGCAGCACUUCUUUCUGCAGGAGUGGAGUAAAUGAGGAACAACACUUUGUUUGACAUGAAGUGAUAGCAGUGUGAAAAGAGGUGAUGAACCUCCAAUUUGACUUUAUUUGUAGAAAGAAAAACACUCCGGUGUCACAGUGAGUGUUCAUAAAGCUGAGAGUAAAUUUCUUAAAGGAGGAAAUACUUCAUAAAGUCCUAAGUAGACCCUCUUCCUCCUAUUGUUGGCAUUUGUUAAGUUGUGGGUGAAAUGAUAUUGUCAGUCCAGACCCCCUCAGACCAUCUCUAUAUGAGGCUAUAGCUGUAGUCAAAGCCGUUAGAUCACUAGUGAUCUAUCUGUGCUUUAGCAUGCAAUUAAAGAUCUAUUAACUGUUAAAUCCUGGAGUGAUGAAUACAAAUUGUGGUUUUGUAAAUGGAGUCAGUGUGAAGAUAUCCUAGACCUGCAUUUUCUGUAAUUACCAGCAGGGGGAACUGUUUUUCAAAUGAAGCGUAUACUUGUCAUGCAGAAAAAAAUGACCUUUCCCUUCAAUUCCUGUAUUAUGAAAUAAAACCCUUGAAACCUUUUGUCUUUUCUUCCAGUAUGAAAUGUUAGUUAAGGAGUUUGAGUACAUUAUAAACUGAAAGUACAAACUUUUCUUUUGAUAAACUAUUGCACACAUUGUAAUAUUUAAUGUUAAAUUAAUCUACAUUAGCAAAAUUCUAACCUUAUUUUCCUUUUUUUAAAUGAUUAUUAUAAUUUUUUAAAAUUGACUCAUCAAAACUUAGUUUUUAGAAGAAACAGUGAACUUUACCAUGUGGUCCAACAUCUCAAACCUGUUCCUCAAAAUCCAGUCAGUUAGAUCAGAAGACUUUUCACAAAACUUUAUUUCUGUUGAUUUUAUGGAGAAUGUCCAGCUUUCAGUUUUAUAUAUCUAAAGAUAAGCAGUAAUUGUCGAACCUAACUUAAUCAACCUUACGUCUACUUCAAAUGUUGAAUUUUUUUCAUCUAAGAUAUCAUAACCCUGCACUCACAUACCAAAAUCUACAUCAGGUAUACAGUAUAUCACUGAUAGUUUUUGAUCGAUAUUGUUGUGAUAUCUAUCCUGCAUGAGAGUCUCUACUCAGCAUCAGCUCUAAACAGACAGUCUGGAUCAGAGAGGGAUGUGGAGACUCAGGUUAUUUACACUGCUGGGACAAAGCGCUCUCAAUGGCUUUGAUGUGUCUCACCUCUGUCCUCAGCUAGUGAUAGAUAUCUCACCCUGCUGUCUUUUAACCGUAGAGCCUUACAAGAAUCUUUGCCACAGAAAAUGAGGAAGUGAUUAUCAGCAGCUUGCAGUUUAACCCUUGGCCUGUCACCUUCAACUUAGCGGUGGUUUCACAUAUUCAGAAUAACUGUAUAAAAAAAUAAAAAUAAUCCUUCUUAUCAACCGUUUUGUUUGCUUAUUCAGGGCAUAAAAUACCAGUGUCCAUUUCUGAUCUAAAGCCAGAUAAAAACUCUUACAGGAGCUUUAAAAUACAAUUUUUAACCCAUGUUUUUGUGUCUGUUGCUUUGAGUUGCCAGGUCACUCAGCAUCAGAACUAGUUUAAUAAAUCAGGGUUGCUUUCAAGGUCAGACCUCUGGGUCAAACAUGGUCACAACAAAACUAAACUGGUGGUAUUGAGAACAGUAAACUCAAGAUACACCAUAUAAUGCUGCUGUAAUUUUAAUGACCCCUGAUGUUUCAGGGUGCUUCUCGUGCUGGUAAAUCUUUUCAGCUGUUUUUGAUAUGUUUCACAUUAAAUAAUCAAUUUUUGACAACCUCACCUGUGGACUAUUUCAGCACCAUCACAGUAUUCACCCACACUUUUCAGACAUACAAUACAAUUUUAUUUGUAGAGCACAUUUUAAAAGAACCGAGAUGACCAAAGUGCUUUACAUAGACAUUAAAAAACAAACAAAAUUAACACUCAGUGAAAUAAAAGAGCGGACCAGGUAAAAGAGAUUAAAAAGUAAUCAAUAAACAGACAAUAUGUGAUUAGGUUGUGUUAAAAGUCAAAGAAUAAAAGUGUGUUUUGAGACUUGAUUUUAAAAUAGCUAGAAUGGGGGCUUGUUUCACAUGAGGGGGAAAGAAAUUCCAUAGUCUGGGGCCAGCGACAGAAAACGCACAGUCCCAUCUGCCCUUGAGUUGUGUUUGAGGGAUUUCAAGGAGCAAUUUGUCUGUGGAUCUGAGGGACCGAGAGGGGACAUAUGGCUUUAAAAGUUAAGUCAAACAAAAAGGCCCAUUAAGCACUUUAAAAACAAACAUUGAGAUCUUAAAAUCAACUCUAAAAUGUGCCAAGACUGGAGUUAUAUGGUCACAUUUGCGUGUACAAACAGACAUGACUGAUUCAUGCUAAAUCAUGUUAAUUGUUGGAUAUGUUGGAUUGAAUGAGUUUAAUGCAUUUCUUUUUGCUUGCUGUAUGUGUUUGUGGCCUUCUGCUUCUGCUUUGUUACCUCCUAAAUAUCCUAAAUUCCUGAUAUCAGUUCAAUCUGGAGAGAAAAGUUCAAGAAUGAAAGGACAAUUAUUGAAUUAAUGUUGCAUGACAGAAAGUCUUGGCGUUUGGACUCUGUGGGGAGAUUUUAGAAAUUGUAUGGUGACUGAUCUAAGCAGUGGGAAAAUCCCCCCUUUAAAUCCUGACACUGGUGGUGGCUGAGGACUCAGUUGGAGCAGAUGCAUGAUGAAUGUAAAAUGCAAAGACCAAGUGGAGAUGAGAAAGUGAGCUGGUGGUGUGGUGCUUUUAAUAGGGUGACUGAUUCGGAGAGCUGGUUCUUUCUAAAGCGGAGUCACAGAUAUAAAUAUUGCUUGGGUUGAAAGCAUAAUUUAAAAAAACGUCUGUUUGCAGAUGUCACUUCAGAAAUAGAAAUAUCUUCCUGACCUCAAAAUGUUGAACUGAUACUGACAGCAAUUUAGCGUGCAACACAUUAUCUGUUCUUUUACAUCCCAUGCACUUGUCAGUUGUGUCGUGUUGACUGUAAAAAAAAAAAAUGUGUAAUCUAACUCAAAGAUGAGAAAGCUGAUAGUGGUUGCUCCUCUGACCAACAGAAACUGCUCUGAAGUCCGAGGACAGUGGCGCAGUACUUCCUGUUAUUUAUGGGUGCAUUUGUGAGAGGGUAAAAGGGGCAUUACAGUUGGAAAUGUGUUCUUUGACUUUCACGCACAAAUUUAAACUCAAAAUAAGAUAUCUGUAUUUUGCAAAUCAAGUAAAAAUUGAGUGUAUAUGGGGUCAGAGAGCUGGAAGAUUCAAGAGUUUUUCCACCCUCUUUACGUCAUGAUACUGCUCUCAUGCCAUCUCCUCAUAACCUUCAGCCCUGCAUGGCCCUAAAGCUUUAACCUCUUUUAAAGAAGAGCAGUGGCUGAGUGAAUGAGGAACAAACAAAACCAUGUGGUCUGAGGCGGCAAAUGGUACAAGACCUGUGAACAAUAAACCCAGAGUAGGUAAACAAAACUGACUGUUUGAGUCUCUUUUUACUUGAUUGGUAAAAAAUGUCAAAAGCUUUCAAAACACACAGAAUACAAAAUUAAAGCAAGUGCUUGUCUGAACCCUGUUGUCACAGUAAGUGUUUGUAGAGAUAACAGGAAACUUAAAAGGGAAGGUACUAUCUAAAUUCAAGGUUCGACCUCAUCUUCUUUUUCUAAACCUAUAUUUGACUGGAGUUGAGGUAGCAGUGUCUGCAGCCCCCAAACCCCAGACCACCUCCUUGUGUGCCCAGCAGUGAUGGUUCUCAUGCUGGAUUGUGUGGUCUGACUUGGCGACAGAAUAGUUAUCACUGAUAAACCAGGAACAUUCUCGACUGUGAACUGAGACAUCUCAUCGUUAUAAUACUCCCUCCUGUAUGAUCACAGAUGUCAAAGGGGACAAAAACAAUUGUAAUCCAUGACAGUUCACCACAAAGUUUUUAUCAUGAUCCAAUUCUUGUUUUUCUUGUUCAUUAACUACUUAAUGACUCCUGUGAUUUCAUAACUGUAUUUUAUUAUAAACUUCAUUUGACCUCAACUUCAGACAGCUGAAUGCUUAUGACUGUACUUCUUUUUCUGUCUGUUUCUCACGUUGACUGUGAGAACUCCACGCCUCAUUUCUUUUGAUUUCCCUUUUUUCUUUUUUGGUGUCCAGUUCAAACUUUCUGACAAAUCAGAGUUUCAGACAUGCACACAGAGAUGAGCUCGUCCUUGAUAACAGCUUUUCUUCUCUACAGUCUCAGUAAGUUUUAGAUUACUUCAGCGUCGUUGAUAUGAUGAUGAUUGAAUGUCUUUAUCGCAACAUUUUCACCUCCUUCUCAUUUGCUAACUUGAGUAAGGAGAUGUGUUUUAUGAUCAUGUUAUUUACUAAUAAGUUUAUAUCUUGGUUUCUCAUGUUUUUUUAGGCUGGCUCUCAGGCUCUGAGUCUCUGGAGGUCAAGGCUGGUGAAGACGUCACUCUGAUGUGCAUGAACAUGAGCAAAACUGAUGUUGUAACAUUCUGGUUCAGAGUUGUCAAGAGAACAAAGAUCGGCUGUAUCUCUGUUAUGAUCAGAUCCAACAGCAAUCCAACAUUUUGUGAUGGACACAAUCAAAGUAAAUUUAACAUGUCGUCCAACAUCUCAACCCUGUCCCUCGAAAUCAAGUCCGUAGGACUGGAUGACUCUGGACUUUAUUUCUGUGGGUUUUAUGGCCAAUGUCCAUCUUUCAGUCUGAUUCAUCUAAAGGUCAAUGGUAAGGGGUUUUGUUAUCUUUUUCUGUAUUUUUAUCUCAUUAAUUCAUGGUUAUUUUUUGUGGAACAAUAUCAGUAAACAUCCUGAAACAACUUCUUCCAUGUAGUCAGUGGCUUUUACAUUUUAGAUUUGAAUCAGUUAAAAUACAGUUAAGGAUUUUCUCUGUGUUAAAAAGGCAGCGAUGAGACUUAUAAAGAAGACAUGGGCAGCAAGGUUUCAGGUAAGGUUUUUCUAAAACUUUGUUUACCUUCAACAUAACAAAGUGGCUUUGAAUUUAAAUUUGUUAAUAUUUAAAUAAAUUCAAGACCAGAAGAGCUUUAUAUCUUUAAAAGGCAGCGAUGAGGCACACGGGGACAAGAGCAAUAGUCUUACAUGUAAGAUUCUUUUUUUGGAUUUAUUCCUAACAUAAACAUCCAACAUCUUUAAAUACAGUUGAGGUCACAUAAUAGAAUCUGAUGGAUAUUGCUGAUAAUAAUGAUGAUGGUCUAUUUUUAAAAGGGAAAACUGAAACAGCAACACUGGUGUGUGCGAUCCUGGGUGGUGUGUCUGCUCUGCUCCUGAUGGUCAUGAUGGGUUUGUUUUUUAAAAACCGAAAACUUCGAACAGGUACUUUUUACAUUUUAUAUUCUAUUGAAGCUAUUGAAAAUUCAUUCAAUCUUAAUGUUACUUAAAGGUUGCAUUUGAUAAACUUUUUUUUUGUCAUAGCUAAUAAAGGAGGACAGAGCCUGGGACAGAGUGAGGUACAUCUACCCUGGGUUACUUGAAAGGCGCUAUAUAAAACUAAGUUUUUAUUAUUAUUAAUUUUAUUAUUAUUAUUAAUAUUAGUAGUAGUAUUAUUAUUAUUAUUAUUAUUAUUUAUUUCUGUUUUUACUUGUGUGAAAUUGAUUGAUAGAGAAAAAAUGAUAUUCACCUUGCUGAUGUCAGUUUAUGUACUAGGCACUAUGUAUUAUCUGCUUUUUAUAUAUAAAGUCAAUCCACCAAACACUCAACGUCAUUUAGAUGUCUUUUUUCAGGCUAAAUCAUGUCGGCCCAUCAUGGCUGUAAUUUAGCCCAAAAAAAGACGUUGAAAACUGGGUUUUAUUUAGACGGUCUGAAUCUAGACGUGGUUUAGACAUAUUGUGAAGACGUCUUUUCAACGUUUUUUCAAUCGCUUUUUGUUGGGUGGGAAUAAACUAAAUAAAAAAUGUAAAAAUAGGAGAGAAUAAACAUGUCCUUGAAUGUUUCUUUAAAAAAAGUCUUGGUGUUAAUAAUAUCUGUUUGCCUAAAAAUCCUUGUAUGUUGUUUUAUCAUUGGUAUGAAAGCAUGUCAUGUGUAAAACCUCUCUUCACAGACUGCGGCUGCUGAGGACCUGAACUACGCAGCUGUAAAAUUUCGACCUAAAGGAAGAAGAAGAGAGCCGGAGCCAAAUGUCAUUUAUGCCGCUACCAGAUAGAGAGAGGAGGCUACUACAGCAACUUACUGUAAAGUGUCGCUUAACAAGUGAAUGAAGAAACAAUGUUGUAUAUAGUAGUUUCAAAAUGCUUUGGGCUUUUGGUAUGUCUUAAAAGUGAGAGUAAACCAAGCUUUUAAAAGAAGUAAAGAUCAGAUGAAUGAUCUGAACUGUGAAGCUUUACUUCUCAAACUGUCUUUUCUUUUAUCUGAAGUCUAUUCAGGCAUGAAAAUCAGUACAGUGUUUUAUGUGGGAUUUACCGCUAAAGUACGUAGCCCCUGAAGGGACAUGAAGGGAAAAAAAAAAAAAGAAUUUUCUCAAGAUUUUUCGCAUGCCCUCGCAAAACUACUGUGAGAUCUUGCAAAUGUUGUCUCAGGAGUUCAUGGCCAGUGUAUUUCCUCAAAAAUAUUAGAACAUAUGCAGCCGUGGGAAAGGUUCAUUAAUUUUAUUUUGAACAAAUUUUCUGCCCACCUUGUCCUUUUGCAUGUUAGUGAUGUCCUCAUUCGAGACAUCCCUUGACCGUAGGAAUUCUUUCAAACCCUCCUUCAUGACUUGUGUUUUUUAAGUAAACAGUGCGUGUGUCACAUAACUAAUUUAAUAUCUUUUUAUCUGAGGCCAAUCUCAAAAGAAGAUGCAAUGAACCUCUCCCAGGGGUGCAUGCAUUUGGGUUCACUCAACAAGGAAGAAGUACACUGAUCUAUAAUCUUUUUACUUAUAACCCUUCGACAACUUUGUGUGCUCUUGCAAUAGUUUUGCGAGAGCACGCAAAAAGAUCUCGUGAAAAUCCUUUUUUUUUUUUUUUUCCUUCAUGUUCGUUUAGGAUCUCCAUAGUAAGGAGUAUUAUCACAAUGUGUUUAACAAUCAUAGCAUGUAAAAUAUUGUACUAGACACGAAAAGGUGAGAUGCUAAAGCUCUGAAAACAAUCUUGAUAUCCGCAGACAUGAAACCUAAAACCUGAGGACUGAGCAGCAGAAAUGUGAGACAAGAGGUGUGAUGCAAUGAGCUGCAGAACAAAAGAGCCUGACAGUGAGACUCCUGUACUAUAAAUACAAUCCGUACAGAUGCAAUAAAAAUCCCCUUUAAACUCAAAUCUUGGUCUUAGCAGUUUCUAUUCAUCAACAAGUUUUUUGGGUUUUUUUUCCAAAUUAGCUUAAAGGCUAUAAUUUGAAUAAAGUGAAUAAAUGAAUAAUAGAGUUCGCAGCAGUGAAUGAGGAACAUCACUUCUUUGACAGGAAGAGACAGCACAGUGUGGUCUGAGGUGGCAAACUGCCUGAAGCUUGUGACCCACCACCUAACAGCUUUUUUCAGUUUUUUGCACAUAAAAAAACACACACACUGCCCAAAAAUGAAGCAACACUCUCAGAAGUGAAGAUUUGAGCCCUCUCUUCACAUUAUCUGCCUUUCUAGAGCUGAGCUUGAUGUAGCAUUUUCUGCAGUCCUGUAGAGGAUGUACUGUGUGAUUAAUACCUGUUAACACCUAAUACCUCAAGGCUGGUCACUACUAAUCUGAUCACAAAAAAGCACACGCUGACACCAGGAUAAAUCUAAAGUCAUUGAUUCAACUGGGUUAGAGUCAAUAAAAAUAAAUUCAAACAAUAACCAUGACUCUAACACUAACUCCAUAAACCUCCAAUUUCAGGAACUUUACUUUAAAUCAGCUGAUUAAAACCAGCUGUGACACUUGCGUAUAUUCUAUAUAUUUGUAUAUUCUUUUUCUUAGCAACAUGCCUGGUUUCACAUUGAAAAUAUCACAUAAAAAUACCACGCCUUCUUCAUUUCAACUUCCUUUUUUGGUGAUUUUUUUUUCAAAACAGCAGAUGCAUCAGAACCUCAGUCGUACACACAAAGAUGAACUUGACCUCGGUGACAGCUGUACUCCUCUGCAGCCUCAGUAAGUAUGAAAUUAUUAAACUAAAGAUGCUAACAUGAAUAAACAGAUGUAUUUCACCUUGCUAAUAAGUUCAUAUUUCAGUCUCUCAUCUGUUUGUUUUAGGCUGGCUCUCUGUCUCUGGCUCUGAGUUUCAGACUAUGGAGGUCCAACCUGGUAAAGAUGUCAUUCUGCAGUGCUCCAACAUGAGCAAAUAUGACAGUAACACAUUCUGGUUCAGAGUUGUCAACAGAACAAAUGUCAGCUCUAUCUCUGUCAUGUCCAGAGUUAAAACAAAACCAGAAUUUUGUGAUGGAAACGAUCAAAGUAAAUUUAACAUGUCAUCAGACAUCUCAACUCUGUUCCUCAAAAUCAAGUCUGUAGGACUGAACGACUCUGGACUUUAUUUCUGUGGGUUUUAUGAAGAAGGACGUCCAGCUUUCAGUCUAAAUCAACUUAGGGUCAAAGGUGAGUUCAAUUCAACGUUUUUCUUGCACUAACUAUUUUUUAACAGGUAACUUUCUGAAACCAACAUUAUGAACUGAAAACUGAAUCUAAAUUGUGCAAACUGAAUUGAUUUUUUUUUUAUUAUUAUUUUUUUUAAAAAAGUUGAAUUUUCAUGUAGGUUAAAUACGAGAGAUAAAUUAAGUUCCAAAACAUUCAUUUCAAUUUCAAAUCCUGCUUUUCAAACUCAUUAUAAUUAUUCAAUUUCAGUUUCUUGUGGUAUAAAUCUCAGCCCAUACAACAUCUAAAAAACAAGUGACUUGUAUUUUUGGUUCAUUCCAAUAAAAUCAAGACCAAAUAUUUGUUUUUUAUAUCUUUCAUAGGCAGCAGUCAGGCUCAUGGUGGUGCAGACACUGAGAAGACUGGUAUAUUCUUUUAAAGAUUCAUUUUAUUGCACUUUUAUCUGAAACUGUUUAACAGUUCAAAGUUGUAAAAAGAAAUGUUUCUACAAAAAUAGAUGAUGUUUUUCCAGGAGAUGGAAGUGACAGAAUAUUAACUCUGGUCAACGUGACCCUGGGUGGUGUGACCUCUCUUCUCGUGGUGAUCAUCAUCGGUCUGGUCAUUGACAACAGAAGGCUUGAAACAGGUACUUUUUAUGCUUAAUAUACUGUUAAUGCAACUAGUAAUUAAAAUUAUGAGGAAAAAAUGAUUUGUUAAAAAAACAAUAUUUAAAGAGUUGUUUUUCUUCUACUCAGCUGAAAGAGGAGAACAGAAUCCAGGACAGAGGAAGGUAAAUCUAGUUCUCAAAAACUUCAGAUGAACUGUUUGGCAUUAGUGAAAAACAGAGAAGUGUUUUUGUCAUGCUUAAUCAGUUUGUAUUGAUAUAAGACAUUCAUUCUUGUGAAAUUAUAUCAUAAAUGAAUGAACAUUUCACAACUUUAAGAGAUCAGAGUGUUUUUCUGUAGUUUCUACACUGUUGUCAAAGUAAAAAGACCAAAUAUCGACAUUAUUAUCUGUACCUACCCAAAAAUUCAGAUUUUUAUUUAUGUGUUUAUUUUUUGCAUAUUUUGAGUAACCACAUUCCAACUCUGAAUCCUCUUUUCUCAGACUGUGGCCUCUGAUGAUGUCAGCUACGCAGCAGUAACAUUUCAACCUAAACGACACAGAAGACGAAGAGAGCCAGAGCCAGAUGUUACUUAUGCAGCUACCAGAUAGAGAGAGAGGAAAUAACUAGAGAUUAUGUUGUAUCCUUAGAUUUCAUAAAGCUUCAAACAUGUAAAUGAGAGUUAACCAGGCUUUUCUUUAAAACAAAAAAAAAAAGAAAAAGAAAGUGACUUCAGGAUGGGGUACGGUGUUUCUGAAACUGAGAGUUUGUUGACAGUCUGCUGAAGUCAAGUGUCAUGAGUUAUGCUCAUGAAAUUUGUUCAAUCUGUAGUUUGUCAUUUCCUGUUUUAUUUUAAACAAUUUAUCUGGUGUUACCAACUUUGGAGUUAUUCUUAUUCUAGUUUUGCUGCUGUUGCUUUUCUUUUCUUUUUCUUUUGUUCCAUGAUCUCCUCUAUUUUUUUUUUUUUAAUCUCAUCUGAAUUUAGUGUUUUUAAUUGGAUUGUCUCUUUGUAGGAAUUAUAAUUUUAAGUGGUUAAUUUGUUCUGGCUUUUUUUUUUUUUUUUUUUUUUUUUUUUUUUUUUGCUAAAUAAACUGUUUUGUUUUUUUUUACUCUGUGCUUGUGUCCUCAUCUUUUUUUUCCACACUGGUGCAUCUAUAAAGCUCAAUAACAAUUUCUGUGAGUGAUAGCAUUCAUAACAGCUUAUAACCAUGUUUAUAAAGUGUAAGAGGCAGUGAGGGGGCAUGCAUUAUAAAGAUAUGCUUCAUGACUCAUUUUACCUUCAUGCAAAAGAAAAACGGCCUGUUUUGAAAUCUGGGUUAAUUAACAUUUUAUAACUCUCACAACUUUACCUGUUUAUCAAGGUUUAUGAAGAAAUCAUCCUACAUGUCAUCGAAAAAGCUAUAACUUCUCUGGUUCUCAAUUCGGAAAUGUCUUAUUGAUACUCUCACAUUAAUGUGCAUUUCUGUUUUAUUUUAUGGAGAAUGUCCAGCUUUCAGUUUUAAACAUCUAAAGAUAAGCAGUAAUUGUCGCACAUAACUUAAUCAACCUUACAUCUACUUCAAAUGUUGACCCUUUUCAUCCUAUACAUCAUAACACUGCACUUACAUACCAAUAUCUACAUCAGAUAUACUGUAUAUUACUAAUAGUUUACGAUACAUAUUGUAGUGAUAUCUAUCCUGCAUGAGAGUCUCUACUUUGCCUUUAGUGUCCUUAUGUGAAGAUUUCUUUAACUGACUAAUUUCAUGUUUUGAGAUAAAAUGUUUUCACUUAAUUAUGUUUGGUCCAAAGUUUCUGGAAAAAUAAAAUAAAUUCUUAAUAUUGCAGCAGAGGAUGACGGCUCAACAAAGAUAGUGACUGUGAAGGGGAUCCUGAGUGUCCUGACUGUUCUACUCAUGACUAUCAUAAUCGGUCUGAUUGUCAGAGACAGAAAACUUCAGUCAGGUAUCCAAAGACAACUUCUGGACAUCCAUUUUUACCCAAUAUUUACUUUAAUUUAAAAAUGUAUUCUCUUUCAAAAAUACUUUUAAUUUCAAUGUAAUAUAUUCUCAGUGCAACAAAUAUAUAGUCAGCUCACUGAUUUAACUAAGGGUGCUAAGCAGUAACAGACUUUUGAACAGUUUGCAGGGAAUCAGGCUCUUCUGUUUAUUUUGACUUGUGAUGGGACUUUCAUGAUAGAUGAACUAAUUACAUAAUAUGAGUGCACCAAAGUCAUAACUCAGUUCCUUACUGAUGCUUAAACUGUCCUAAAAACAAAAUUAAUCAAUAAAAAUUGUGAAUUAAACAAAUAAGAGUAAUCAAAAUAUAUAAUAUUAUUACGUUGCAGUUUUAUUGUUCAGGUGUUUCUAUAAUCAGUCUGAGACCUCCAAUCGCUCCGCCUCUUCACAAUGAGCCAACUUUCACUGCAGUUCAGUUAAGUUGCAACCUAACAGUGGGGCAGUCAAAGUGUGCACACAAUGAUGGGCCUCACCUUGAUACCAGCAUUACUCAUUACAUUCAGUAAGUACAUCUGUCAAUGUCUGGUCAAUAUGACCAUUUUAAACCUCCUAUCAGCAUGGUUCUCUACUAAAGUUCAUCUAUUGUUUGGUUCUUAUUGAAUUCAUUUGAUGUUGACUGAUUUAGGUUGGAUAUCUGUCUCGGUGUCUGAGUUUCACACUCUGGAGGUUCAACCUGGUGAAACAGUCACACUGCUGUGCUCCAAUUUUUCCAGCUUGCCUGAACACAUAUCGUGGUUCAGACUGAACAGCACAGCCAAUGUCAGCCAAAUUUCCUCCAUGUCCUACUCUGAUGAUAAUGUAACAUACUUACCUGCUUUUCAAAACAAAACAUUUGAAAUGACGUCCAACCUGAGUCACCUUUUUCUCAAGAUCAAACAAGUGGAAUUAUGUGACUCUGGACUGUAUUUCUGUGGAUUUAUCUCACAUAGAAACCCAGUUAUUGUCAGUGCAACAUAUUUAAAAAUUCAAGGUAAGUCAGUAUUAUAGUGCUGCUUUUUGAUUUGAAAGAAAUAGAUUUUUGAACCAAAAAAGGAUCUAUCUAACUCCAGAUUGCUCUACCAUUAGAUUUGAUGGAUUAUCUUGUUUAUAAGUUUGUAAGACAACACAGUCUGACAAAUUUCAUCCUGGAUCCUGCUCAGAUUUCCUACAGUAAUCUUUUUCUCUGGUUCUCUUUUCAGUGUGAUAUUUGGGAUUGAUUAAAAAUAAUCUUUUCUAUAUGAUAAAGAGACAUUAGAGGAUACAAAUAGGACUUUUUCACAGUUUCUUUAAUUGCAUCAAAGUCUCCUGUAUCUAAUAUCUAAGGUCAAACACCUAAACCUUGUCCCUAAAGAAACAAAAGACUAAUACUAUCAUUAAUUUUGCAGCAAAGGGUUAGAGAUUAACAAAGAUGGCAAAUGUGAUUUUGCACAAAGUUUCUGGAAAAGCAUCUAACUCAAAGUUUCAUAUAGUAGCAGAGAGCGAAUGCAUAACAAAGAUGGGGACUGUGAUCGUGAUCCUGGGUGUCCUGACUGUCCUCCUGGUGACUAUCAUGAUCAGUCUGACUGAUAAAGUGAGAAAACUUCAGACAGGUACUUUGAGACAACUACUGAUUAACUUAUUUCAGGUUAAAUAUUGCUACACAGUCUGUAUGAAUGAGUGUCAGCAUGAAAUACAACUUAAACUUUAAAGUAAGCACAGCAUAAACUAAAAUAAAGCAUGUCAGUUUACACAUUUGACAUAUCAUCUCUUUCUUUUAGCUGCAAAAAAAGAGAAGUCUCAACAGUUUGAGGUAAAUCAAGUGUUAUUAUCCAUCAACUUUGAUUGUAAAUACCUAAAAGAUUAAAGAUGAUGUAGCUUUCUUUUCACAAAUGUAGUUACUGACAGUUUUUAUUUUUUGUGUCCUUGAUACAGAUUCUGGACUCUGGUGAUGUGAAGUAUGGGGCGUUGACUGUCUUCUCACCAAUGGCUCUGAAAAGAAGGACUGGAUCAGAAAGAGAAGUGGAGACUCAUGUCAUUUACACUGCUGGCAAAUAGGAUCAGAGUCGAACAAGAUCAGAGCUUUUAUCAAAGAACUUUUGGAGUUUGUGUCUCUCUGUCUCUCUCUGUGUCUAAAACAAAAAGUAUUACGUUUUUAGUAUUGAUAUGAGCGUUUUAAACAUUACUCCCAUUUAUGUGAGUAUAAUACCAUCUUUUCAAUUUCACCUUUUAUGUCUGACUGGUCCAACAAACAAAAGGUCCUGGAGUGAGAUAUACUGGUGGUCUCAGCACAUGCUCAUACAGAGGUGAAAGUCCUUGGUGCAUCCGUUGCAGGUCUACUCUUGACCACGACCCUUUCCUGUUUGCCUUCCACCACUCUCUACUCUCAGCAUGUUCUGUCUCUCUUUAGCUGCUCUCUCAUAAAGACAAAAAUUCCCCAAAAUAUGUUUUUACAAUAGCUCAAAGCACGUUCUCAUGAACCUGUAUUCUUCACAAUGGCCAGCAGGGGGAACUCUAUUGUUUAAAAAAGAAGUGUAUAAAGUCUAUAGAGAAGUUACUUGACUCCUCUCUUUAUUUGUAACCAAAAUAAACCUUCUCAUGACGAUCCUCUGCUGUCAAAUGUUCUUUUUAAGUGUCUUUAACAGCAUGAAUUCUUUUGAUCGUUUUAUGGACCCAGGAGUAAAGCAGGUUAGUCUCAGCUGUGUCGUUACACUGUGACUCACAAGUUUCCACAACCUGAACAGGAUCAUGUCUGGUGUUACUCCAGGGGGAUUUUAAAAACAUUUAGAAAAACGUCUGACGUUGCCUCAAAUCUAAGAACCAUGUGCCAACAAGUCACAUAGAUUUUGGCCAAAGGCUAGGAUCUUGCAAAGACUGGGUAGCUAAAAGCAAGACUGGAUCUAGAUUACUGGGGGCAUUUACUGAGCAGAUUAUCUUCAAUAAUAGUGGUAUAAUAAUUAAACAUAUAACUAAAGACUAAAAAGUAAUGAGUCAGUCUCAUUGACCAUGUUUGGCAGCUACACUUUGUGCAGAGAGAAGGAAGGCAACACCUCUGUCUGCACUGCAGCAGUGGUUGCAUGAGAGAGGAACUCACACGCUGUUUGACACAAAAAGAGAGCAAAAUGUGGUCUGAGGCAGCCAAGACUAUGUGGUCUGUGAAUCCAUUCCUCUGAGAGAACACAGUCUGAAAUAAGGCACAGAUCAUCAGACAUCUAAUUUUUGUUUCACAGAAAUAAUGAUCAGCCUCUCAUCAUUGGAAGUAAAGCCAUCAAAGCACACACACACUGUUCAAAACAUAGUGACAGUAACUGCAUGUACUUACUGUGAUGUCAGUAGUCUGAAAAUGAGCCCUGCUUAGGAAGGGAAGGAGGGGUAAAGUUCACUAUGGAUAUUAGACCACUAAAGUGAAAGGAGGUGGAGGCCAUAGGCUUUUAGUCAAUUGCUUAAUUUGACUCUUUGGGUCCACGACUAGAGUCUUUUCCCUGCAUCCUCACCCUGGUUUAUACCAUAUCAUAUGUAGAAGGUCCAGGUAUCUCUGUACCUGUGCAGAAGCCAACCUGCACAGUCUGACACACAGCACCUCAACAAUGUAACAUGCGUUGAACAACACAGGCCGUGCACAUUCCUGGUAUCUCUGUCAUCCUCUGCCUCAGGGGACAUACAGCCCGUCUCCUCGAUUGUGUCUCCUCUUUUUUACUUUGCAGUAAAUGCAGUAUCAUCAACUGCUGCACAACAGACAUCAAACAUAUUGUAUUCAGGUUCAGGCCCCAUGGUUUCCUGUACACAAAAAAAGGAGGAAAUCAGCAACAUGACCAGAACAGACAUGGGUUAGGGUUAAGGUUAGGUGGCAUAGCUACAGCAUAGAGUCAAUGCACAAGCAUAAACCAGGCUUUGAUUUCGUUCUGUCAGGGAACAGAAAAGCAGAGACUAGAGGAUGUAGGGAGGUGUUAUUUCAUUAGUUAGUUUUAAGAAUUAAAUUUUCAAAACCCUUAAAUGUUUGAAAACAUCACUGGUAUCUGGUAGGAUUCCUGAGGCUUUUUUACUUACAUAAAUGUGAUUAAGGCAAUAAAACACCAGAGUUCUGCAGAUUAGUGUGGAUAAGUGUUAAUUUUGUUGUUGAAGUAAAACUGGAACAAACUGCUGCUUUAGGGUUUAUCAUGCCACCACACCUUGUGAUUAAAAAAUCCUGCAUAAAGAUGUCCUGUGUAUGAAUUUAGUGGGCUUACAGUGUCUAUACUGAUCUGUGCAAAGGUGCAGCAUGCUGCACAUGCAGAGAGGGCAUGACCCAAGGAUGCACAAAAUAGGACAUUCAAAGGCAGCCCUGGUAAUGUUUGUAAAGGCUUUAUCAACCCUGAAGUUGUAAGUAUCAAGUGGAAAGGUAACAGGAGGUUCUAUGCAGAUAGGGAAGAGAUAAGGAAAUGCCAGGAGGGAGGUUGGAUAGAUGGUAUAUGAAGACCUAAACAACACUAAACACAUAAAACUGUCCAAAAAUGUACUUUUGAAGAGAUUUUUCAUCAACAAGUCAGCCUCUUAGAAAUUAAGUCAUUAUUUGUGUAGUAAGAAUGUACACCAUCUACAACACCACCGUCUACAACACCACUGUCUGUAACACCGCUGUCUGCAAGACUGCUGUCUGCAACACCGCUGUCUGCAGCAGUGGUUGUGUGAGUGCUGAACUCAGCUCUCAACAGGAAGAGACAGCAAAGUGUGGAGGUGUGAAAAACAUAUGGCCUGUGGCCCCCAAUCUGUGACAAAAAAAGUCUGAAAGUCCUGGUCAGCUGUUUAUCAUAGUAAGUAAAACCAUCAAAGUGGAUAACGUAAAAGAGAAGAAUAUAGCAACUGAACAGCAAAUGAUGGAAAACUAGUGAGCCUUCAGCUACCGUCAAAACCACAAACAUAUCCUCCUCUAAGUAUAUCAGAACUGAAUGAAAUGGCAGUAUUCUUAAAGUCACUUUUAGAUGAAUGAAAGUAAUGAGAGUUUUAGUGGUGGUGAAUCAACCUUUAGCUACUCCUUCCAUCAAAUGUCACACCUCAGACUGUGCACCUGCACAAACUCACAUCACCUCCUCCAUCUGAAAAGAUGCCUAUAUCAUCUAGGUGAUACAUCACAGUUUAACCACAAGGUGAGGUUCCCAUCCAUUUCCACCCCUAUACAGGUUUUAACCUACUUAGCACUGCAAUAACAGAGCCUGUUGCUGUCACCGGCCAGGUAAGAUUUCAACAAUUUUAACUUGUACCACCUCUAUCAAAGAUUUAACUGUUAUCCAGAUUUGUAGACUUUAGCAUUCUGCAUUUUUCUGCCUCAGCACAGCAGAAUCACUAAACUGGUGCCACUGCUUUCCUCUGUGCAGAAGCUUUUGCUGAAUGCUUAAUUCAUCAACCGCAAUUGUGUGUAAUAACGGUCAUCAUGUUAAAACUAUAGGUCACAAUGACCUUCAUCAUGCCACAUCAGCAGUUACUUAAUUUGAAAACCUGUCAACUUUUUCCAAGACAAUGGUAAAGAUCAGUGCUUUUAGUAACACCAGCAGGAUUAUGAUAAACAAUGUUUAUGGUCAAAGUUUUCAGUCUAAAUGAGCUGAAUUACAGAAUCUGGGUGCUAAUGCAGAAUCUAGGACCAGAUUUUGGUAUCCAGAAGAGUUUUCCAAUUAAGUAGAAGUUACUGUUGCUGCUCCAUGUCAACUCCAUAGACUGUUUAUAGAAUAGACGCGGUCUGCCUCAUCACUGGGUAAAGCCACCACGAGAACAGCACCCCCUGGUGGCGGGCUGUAGUAUAAGUCAUAAAUCCCACCUCCUCCAGCAAUCCCUAUGGAGCUGUGGACAAACUUUAUGAAUUAGUUACACAGAAUAUACAUUUUUCUCCCCCUGGUUGUGAUGUUGUAGUUACUGUAAGACUGGUUUGUGCUCAAGUCCUUUUUUCCUGUGCAGCUUCAUUUUUAAAAAGUUAUUAAGGGGUUCAUGUUUUUAUGAUCGACACUAGAUACAGCCAAUGGGCGUACAAAGAUUGCGUUGCUCAUCAAGGGGGUACGCUGUUUGAGCCGAGCGUCAUCACAGCGACUUUCAUCACAGCGACUUUUAGCGACUCUCCUGCCGAAUGUGUACAAUGUUACUGCGCCAACAGUGGUUCCAGGAAGUAGAGAAAAUCCUGGAAAUACAGAGAGCAAUUCGGCAUUAAAUUCGUAUCAUGACGGAAUGCAAAACCAAGUUGUCCAUAGUGUAUGCAGUCUACGGUUUCUUCACAGUGUUCCAUACAGGGUCCCUGUAAAGAUAAAACAUCUAAGUGGGUGGAGGGAUAGUCCUGAUAUGACAAAGAAUGGUCAGCUCCAAUAUUGAGCUUGGUCCUCUGAAUGAGAAGACUAUCUUUCCACAUCAAGAUUGGAAACCCAUCGUGAUUAGUGUUAGCAAGUGAGUCUGAGUGAAUCCAGGAAUUACAGCUCAUGUGUCUAAAUGAAAAUCAAAACUACCCACGGGGGCCUCUACAAAAGAAACAUGUAACAUUUAACUCAGAGAACAGCACUUGAAAGAAGUGCUGGUUCAGCUCGAAUGAGGGAAUACAGGUACUAGUCAUAUAAUUAGAAUAUCAUGGAAAAGUUGAUUUAUUUCAGUGAUUCCACUCAAAAAGUGAAACUUGUAUAAUGUAUACAUUCAUUUCUCACAGACUGACAUAUUUCAAGUGUUUAUUUCUUUUAAUAUUGAUGAUUUUAACUGACAGCCAAUGAAAACCCCCAAAGAGUAUCUCAGAAAAUUAGAGUAUUGUGGAUAUAAUAUUGUGGUUCAAUAUUGAAGAUACCUGGUGCCACACUCUAAUCAGCUAAUUAACUCUAAACAUAUGCAAAGGCCUUUAAAUGGUCUCAGUCUAGUUCUGUAGGCCACACAAUCAUGGGGAAGACUGCUGACCUGACAGUUGUCCAAAAGACGGCCAUUGACACCUUGCACAAGGAGGGCAAGACACAAAAGGUCAUUGCUAAAGAGGCUGGCUGUUCUCAGAGCUCUGUGUCCAAGCACAUUAAUAGAGAGGCGAAGGGAAGGAAAAGAUGUGGCAGGAAAAAGUGCACAAGCAAUAGGGAUAACUGCACCCUGAGGAGGAUUGUGAACCAAAACCCAUUCAAAAAUGUGGGGGAGGUAUGCAAGACGUGGGUUUCAGCUGUCGCAUUCCUUGUGUCAAGCCUCUCUUGAACAAGAGACAGCCUCAGAAGCGUCUCGCCUGGGCUAAAGACAAAAAGGACUGGACUGCUGCUGAGUGGUCCAAAGUUAUGUUCUCUGAUGAAAGUAAAUUUUGCAUGUCCUUUGGUAAUAAAGGGCCCAGAGUCUGGAGGAAGAGAGGAGAGGCACAGAAUCCAUGUUGCUUGAAGUCGAGUGUCAAGUUUCCACAGUCAGUGAUGGUUUGGGGUGCCAUGUCAUCUGCUGGUGUUGGUCCACUGUGUUUCCUUAGGUCCAAGGUCAACGCAGCCAUCUACCAGGAAGUUUUAAACCACUUUAUGCUUCCUGCUGCUGACCAACUUUACGGAGAUGCAGAUUUCAUUUUCCAACAGGACUUGGCACCUGCACACAGUGCCAAAGCUACCAGUACCUGGUUUAAGGACCAUGGUAUCCCUGUUCUUGAUUGGCCAGCAAACUCGCCAGACCUUAACCCCAUAGAAAAUCUAUGGGGUAUUGUGAAGAGGAAGAUGCGAAACGCCAGACUCAACAAUGCAGAAGAGCUGAAGGCCACUAUCAAAGCAACCUGGGCUCACAUAACACCCGAGCAGUGCCACAGACUGAUUGACUCCAUGCCACGCCGCAUUGCUGCAGUAAUUCAGGCAAAAGGAGCCACAACUAAGUAUUGAGUGCUGUACAUGGUCAUACUUUUCUGUUCAUACUUUUCAGUUGGCCAACAUUUCUAGAAAUCUUUUUUUUGUAUCAGUCUCAAGUAAUAUUCUAAUUUUCGGAAAUACUGAAUUUGUGAUUUUCAUAAUUUGUUAGUUAUAAUCAUCAAAAUUAUAACAAAUAAACACUUGAAAUAUGUCAGUCUGUGAGAAAUGAAUGUAUACAUUAAACAAGUUUCACUUUUUGAAAGGAAUUACUGAAAUAAAUCAACUUUUCCAUGAUAUUCUAAUUAUAUGACCAGUACCUGUAGGUGCCCUAUCUGGAAGGGCUAGUGUCCCUGUCACCGGUUGCAGGAUUGUCUCAUCAUCUUCAAAUGAUACAUACUGUAGUUAAACAUGCUUGCUGAAGCAACUUCAAUUUAAAACUACUAAAUCCAACUCAUCUUUAUUUAUAAAGCACUUUAAAACAACCACAGCUGAAACAAAGUGCUGUACAUAAAAAACAAAAACAACUCAGACAUAAAAACAAUUAAAAACUACGUAAAAAAGGUUUCUCACCACUACAUUUCUAUUUUCUACAUCUCUAGUCAGCCUGAGCACUGAAUUACCAAAACAAUGCCCCGCCUCUUCACAUUGAUCCACCUCCACUGCAGAACAAUAGUUACAAACGGUACAGUCAGAGCAGAGCAUGAGGAUGAUGGGCCAUACCUUAAUACCAGCUUUACUUUUUACCCUAAGUAAGUGCACCUGUCAAUGUUUUAUCAGUAUGACCACUUUCUUUAAACACACUACUAAUGUAGUCAUGUAUUGAUUGGUUCUCAUUGAAUUCAAAGUGUAGUAAUCAUUUGAUGUUGUCUGAUUUAGGUUGGAUGUCUGUCUCAGUGUCUGAGUUUUACACUCUGGAGGUUCAACUUGGUGAAACAGUCACACUGCUAUGCUCCAAUUAUUCCAGUUUUCCUGAACACAUAUCGUGGUUCAGACUGAACAGCACAGCCAAUGUCAGCCGAAUUUCCUCCAUGUUAGACUCUGAUGGAAACGUAACAUACUUACCUGCUUUUCAAAACAAAACAUUUGAAAUGACGUCCAACCUGAGUCACCUUUUUCUCAAGAUCAAGCAAGUGGAAAUAUGUGACUCUGGACUGUAUUUCUGUGGAUUUAUCUCACAUAGACACCCAGUUAUUGUCAGUGCAACAUAUUUGAAAAUUCAUGGUAAGUCAGUUUUAUAGUGCUGCUUUUUAUCUAUCUAUCUACUGUAUCUAUCUAUCUAUCUAUCUAUCUUUCUAUCUAUCUAUCUAUCUAUCUAUCUAUCUAUCUAUCUAUCUAUCUAUCUAUCUAUCUAUCUAUCUAUCUAUCUAUCUAUCUAUCUAUCUAUCUAUCAUAUCUAUCAUUUUACUGGUUAUCUACGUACUGUAUCUAUUGUAUCUAUGUAUAUUCAUUUUACAUGUUUUCUUAGAGUUUAUUAAUGUAGUGCAAUCAACAUUUAGCAAUGUGCAUUAGUGUAAAUAUACAAUAAAUAUACUGCCCCUGUGAUCCUAAGCAGCCACUUACUGAAACAGAGAUCAUAUGUUACAACUGUACUUAAAAAACAAAUCACAGGAUAGUUCACGGAACAGCACGUAAAAUAACACGCUGGCAGUUUUUCAUUCAAAGUGACACAUUUUUUCCAUUGUGGUCUACAAACCUAUUGAGAGUAAACUGGUAAAAAUUCAAAAUGGACCUCCAGGAACGAGCAUCAGAGGAGGCGACAGAUAAUAUUCAUGAUUACAUGACUGGAUUGUUUUUAAUCAACAUCAGGUGAAGUAGUUCCUGAACAUCUAGAUAUGAGCUGGUAGUGUGUUCCAGGGAUGUGUACCUCUGACAGACAAUUUGAAAGAAACAAAUUUUAAUUUGUCUUAAUUUGCUAAAUUAAAAGGCUAUUAUUACAAUUUGUAAAUAUCUUUUUAUCGUUGUUGAAGGGUUUGUUUUGGGAAAUAUCCUGGUCAAAGUGAUCCCGGGUGCUCUGAUUGUCUUCCUCUCCCUCCUUGUCCUAACUCUGGCUGUCAUAAUAAGAAAACUUAAAACAGGUAAGUUUAUUGUGAUUAAAAUUGCAGAAAUGUAGCAAUUCAGAACCUUGUCAGUGCUAGAAGUAUCAAGUUUGAAGUAAUAACUGAUCGUGUUUCAUUUUUUUGUCAUUAAGUUCAUACAACAGAGGAGAAGAGCCAACAGAGAAGUGAGGUAAUGAAGGUUUGAGCUGAAAUUAAGUUAACAUCAAGUCUGUUUGUAUAACCAGAUCUUUUAUUGAUGCAUAAUGUGUGACUCUUGCAGAUUAGCGGCUCUGAUGAUUUGAACUAUGCAGCGCUGGAUUUUCAUGAAAGAACAAAAAGCAGAAAAAGACCUCCAGCAGAGAAUGAGAUGGAGACAAAUGUCUUGUAUGCUACAACCAGAUAGAUUCUCAAUUUUUUUUAACCUGAAAGUGUCUGUUUACUUUUGUUUUAUUUGGAGGUUCUAUCAUUUUUAUAUUAGGGUUUAAGAUAACAGUCUUCAGUUGAUACGCCUAUGACAAUUCAAUCAUGUAAUCAGAGAUUUUCAUGCAGAGAUUUUCAUGACUGUUGCUCACAAACUCUUGAAAGUGACUCAAAGGGGGCGAGACUGCAGGCCUCCUUUAUACAAAGACAGUGCAGCUUUUACACCCACUGAGUCAGAGAUUUUUUUCUUUCUCUUAUAUUCAUCAUUCAGGGUUGUUUUUUGUUUCAUAUUUUGGUCAAGUGUACUUAAACUCUAGACCAAAUGUUACUUACUUGCUGAAUAUCAAUAGUUUUCCAUUUUUCCUGACUUACUGAAGGAUGACAGAUGACAGAUUACACAACACACCUGCAGAUGUUACAUUCGAAAAAUUUAACCUUAGCAAACGAUCAUUUAUAAUGUUGGCUUAAAAAAGACUGAAAGAUAGCAGGAGACAUGUAUGCGUAUAUAUGUGGCCUGUCAAAUUGUUGGUCUUCAAUUGUGGUCUGUUUAGAAAUGUUCUGUGCUACUUUAAAUAAAAAACUAAAUGAAAACCUCAUUGUUUCUUAAUAAUGUCAUUUCCUGUGGUUUCUCACCAGAUGACAAUAUACAUUAUGAGUGGGUAACACCCUCAGUGUUGAAAAAAUACUGACAAAAGGCUGGGGGCCGAAGGGCGUUAAUUCCUCCGAGUUGCUGUUAGUCUUUACUAUUAAAGCAUUCAAGUAAAUUAUGUCUUACGUUUCUUCUUCAGUCACUUGUGCCUGCUAAACCUGAGCAAAUGAACCAACAAGACACUACAAAGCACAUGCAAAGUGCUGCAAGGCAAUUAUCAUCUCUUUGCUCCUGUUUGUUAACAUUUACACAAGCAAUUAUGCACUCCUUGGAUAAAUCUCAUUCACAAAAAAAAAAACAAUAUUCAGAUAUUCACAAUUAGAAAUGAAUGUUUACAUUCUGCUAACAUUUGGAGGUACCUAAUUUGCACUAUUUACUGACUGGUAAAAGUGUUCCCUCCUCACAGCGCUAAUCCUCUGCAUGUGGACAGAGCUGAGUUCCAUCAGGAUGAGAGCUUCCAGUGCAGCUCUGCACAGCAGGGAGUGGAGACUGCUCAUCUCCACAAUUACACACUAAAACAGAAGCAAACUGCACAGAGUUGCGAAAUUUUAUGGAUGUAAUUCUACUUGUGGCUACAAAUCAUUCACAGUGAAUUUUCUCAAGAGUUUGUUUUCAGCUAGAAGAGGAAAGAGGAGGCCUGCAUCAGAUAAAGAGAAGUGGAGAGUUGUGGUAUAUGCUGCCACCAGAAACACUCAAGGGGGAAACUGGAACUGCAGCCUUGAGUAGAACAGAUUCUGAAUCAUUUUAGCUUGCAUUUGUUUGCAACUAAUGCACAUGUGAAAAUCUGAAAUGGAAAAUAUAAAGUUUUCAGCAAGUAUCACUAAUGAAACUUACUAAUGAGAGUCAGCGGGCAAACAGAAAAAAAAGAUUUUUAUACUGUGCAUAUCUGACCAGAUCCUAAAAGCAUAUAUACAGUACCACAAGUAUGAUAGACAUAAUUGGUAGUCUAAUUUUCCCUUCAUGACCUUCAUACAAUUUUCAAGAAAGUCAGUGUAGUGAACAGCAGAUAUACAUAGAGACUCCAUAUUGAAUUUAGUUAUUGAAUCCAGACCCCGUACUCAAUAGCUUCACCUACUGCUAAAUCUAGUUUUCUUUUAAGUCAUCAUUCAUAUGUAAGUUCUCACAUUGCUGUCACAUUUGUUUCAAAUGCUGUCAGCCAUGGAAAGGAGAAACAUUUUUUAAGAUGCGGUUUGGGGCAUUUAUGUCUUUACUACACUGAAGAAAAAUAUAAACACAACACUUUUGUUCUUGCUCCCAUUUUUCAUGAGCUGAAUUCAAAGAUCGAAGACUUUUCCUGUGUACACAAAAGACCUAUUUCUCUCAAAUAUUGUUGACAAAUUUGUCUAAAUCUGAGUUUGUGAACACUUCUCCUUUGCUGAGAUAAUCCAUCCACUUCACAGGUGUGGGCAUAUCAAGAUGCUGAUUAGACAGUAUGAUUAUCGCACAGGUGUGCCUUAGACUGGCCACAAUAAAAGGACACUCUAAAAUGUGCACUUUUAUCAUGCAGCACACUGCAACAGAUGUCACAAGUUUUGAGGGAGCAUGCGAUUGGCAUGCUGACUGCAGGAAUGUCCACCAGAGCUGUUGAAUGUUCAUUUCUUCACCAUAAGCUGUCUCCGAAGGCGUCCUCUUCUUGUGGCCAGUCUAAGGCACACCUGUGCAAUAAUCAUGCUGUCUAAUCAGCAUCUUGAUAUGCCACACCUGUGAAGUGGAUGGAUUAUUUCGGUAUAAGAGAAGUGUUCACAUUCAGAGAUUUUGAAAAUUUGUCAACAAUAUUUGAAAGAAACAGUUUGUCUUUUGUGUAUAUAGAAAAAGUCUUCGAUCUCUGAGUUCAGCUCAUGAAAAAUGGGAUCAAAAACAAAAUUGUUGUGUUCAUAUUUUUGUUCAUUAUAUAUAGGAAAGCUGAAGAGAGCCAGGAAAUGUGAGAAGCAGAGGGGUGUCUAACUAGCUGCAACGAGGACUAUGGCAUCUAAAUGCUGGGUGCACAGACAACUAGGCCAUCAACCACCUAAGGGUGAGACUUUGUAAAAGAUGUUAUUACACUUGAGCGCACUGAGGGUUGCAUGCCUUACUUUGUGCCCAGGAUGUGUACUGGGGUGUCUGCAGCAACCAGCCACCUCUACAGCUGCUGAGCCAGGUCUCCACAGACAUAAAGGUACAGCUGAUUUGUUUUUUUUUUUUUGUUUUUUUUUUGCUUUGUUUUGUUUUUUUUCCCAAAUAAGCAAAUUAUUCUAACAGUAAUUGACUGUAAAAGUGACUGACUUCUUCCAGUUUUAGCUUAUUUAGGACAAGUUCAGGGACAUAAGACAAAAUACCCAAAAUGGAAGAUCGAUUUGAGCAUAUUGAGAACAGAACACUUGUUUCCUUAUCCACUUUUUUUUCCUUUACACCCCAAAGCUUUAGUCACUCUGUAAAAACAUAACAAGCUAUGUGGUGCUGGCUAAAGUACAUGUGAAAAAUACCCCGCCUCUCCUACUGUACCAUCAUCCUGUAGCUUUGCUGCAUUGUCUUGGCAGCGACACAUCUGUGCACAAUGAGGAACAUUUUCUUGGUAACAAUUUCACUUCUCUGCAACCUUUGUAAGUUAUUUAUUCACUCUACUUCCAACUACACUGUUAAAUAUUAAUAGAACAAUCUAGUGGAAAAGUUUGAAUUGUUGAGAUGAUAGUUGUGUUUGUUUUAGGCUGGGUCUCUGUCUCGGUGUCUGAGUCACAGACUGUGGAGGUCCAGUCUGGUGAAGAUGUCACACUGCUUUGCUCCAAUUUUUCCAGUUCUUACACUCAGAUAAUCUGGUUCAGAGUGAUUAGCAAAAGUCAGCCAAAGUGCAUCUCUCAUAUGUUCAAGUCUUUUGAGCCUGCCACGUUCUGCAGUGGAUUUCAACAUGGAAAAUUUGAAACAACGUCAAACAUCUCUACUAUCUUCCUCAGCAUCAAACAAGUGGAAUUAUCUGACUCUGGGCUGUACUUCUGUGGGUUUAUUUUUGAUAAAGGUUCAGUGAUCGUCAGUUCAACAUAUUUAGAGGUUCGAGGUAAGUUUCUUCUUUCUUCUUCAAAUAUUUUCCUUUUUUCUUUUUCAUGAAACCUGAGAUGUGAGAAUCUGAUUCAUUAAAAUCAGAUCAUUCAAGUUUACCUGCCAUUUGUCAUUCUUUCUAAAUCAGGUCACAGGAGACAUAACUGACAUGUAAUUCAAUGACCUUUUUUUUCUUGAAGAGUUGGUUGAAAUGACAAAACUGACGAGUGUGAUCCUGGUUGUCCUGGUUGUUGUCCUGGUAAUGAUCAUCAUCUGUUUGUCUGUUCAAAUAAAAAAGCUUCAGAGAGGUAAUUGGAUUUACUUUGGGCUAUUUUUUAAUUUCACAUCCACUUUCUUACAAACUGAACCCUUUUGUGCUUCCCUUUAAAAAGUACCUUUUAAUAUUUCAAAGCAUUCUUACAUAAAACUAACUGUGUGUUUGUCUUGCACAGCUCAUAUUGGAGAACAGAACCCACAACAAUACAUAGUAAGGUUUAUUAUCUUUUUUUUUAAUGUCAAGCUUCAAAGGGACAAACAUCUUUAACUUGUUGGACAGUUUUUGGUUUAGUAUUGAAGUGAGAUAACUAACUGAAAAUACUUGUAAUUACAGAAUCCAGGCUCAGAUGACUUGAACUAUGCAAGUGUGACCUUUCGUCAAAGAACAGCGAGAAGUCAUGAGGGUGCUUUAGAGGGAGAAAUGGAGACAACUACGAUUUAUUCAGCCACCAGGUAG